This is a messenger RNA of Podarcis lilfordi (Lilford's wall lizard), 81276 nucleotides long. The record is from the annotation of a GenBank genome assembly. NCBI's taxonomy places the organism in Eukaryota, Metazoa, Chordata, Lepidosauria, Squamata, Lacertidae.
AUGCAAGUCCCCCCCCCUCCCUACCCCGCGCCAGCCCCUGGAGUUUGUCGCGGGAAUAUUGUCUGUCGGAGCCAGUGGGCUGCUGGAGAGAGAGAGAGACAGAGGCGUGGCCGCAGGAGGCGAGAGGCAGUGCGAGUCGGGCUCCCUGCGCAGAGCUGGCUUUGCUCGCGUCUCUCUCUGUGUGUCUUUACGCGCGCAGGGGACCCUUCUUCCGAAAGGUCAGCCUGGAGAGCCUCUGCGCUUGGAGGAUCGGACGCCGGGCAACGGCACCAUGGAAGGCUCCCCAGCUUUCUGGGCGGUCGCUUUGCUGGCUCUUCUUCUGGGCGAAUCAACAGGUGGGAAGCGAGCGGGUCGGAUCCCUUCUGAAACGGCGGCGUUCCGGGAAGCCACCGGCGGCACCUGGCGCGCUGAGGACGGUUGCGCACGGCAGCCGAACGAGGGGCGCGCGCGGAAAGGCACAAACGGUGCCCGGGUGGGAGGCGCGUCCUUAGGUUUCGCGCCUCUCCCUCGAGAUCCGUGCCGGGGAUCUGGGGAUCGAGGAGCACAGAAUAUGCACACGCCUGAGGGUCAGGCGGAGAGUGGGGAAAUUGGGGGCGUGGGGGGCAGAAGGGAUUGUUUGGCAACCAGCUUGGGUGGCUUCACGAGUUUGGGCGAAACAGCGCGGCAUCUUUUCCCCCACAGGAAGGGCAGUUGGAGCUCGAGGUCAGCUUCACCCGCUUCCCAUUGGGAAGGGAUCUCGAACCCGGUUUAAGUUGUAGGCGGCCAGUGGGUCAGUGUUUGCAGUCAUGCCAAUCACGGGAUGCGCCUUGUCUUAGGCUCCAGCGCUCCGAUCCGCAGGCGCGUUAAGCGUCAGGAAAGGCGCUGCAGGUUUAUUUUGCAAGCCGCGAUACUUAAGUGCGCAACUUUAAAGUUAUGGUAUUUUGAGGGGUGGGGAUAGUAACAAAACAAAACAGAACACAGCGUUUCAUUGAUUGCGAAGGAGCUUUUCCAAAUGACGUGUUUUAGUAGGAUUCAAAUGACCGCCCCAGUGUAUCGCAUCAGUGAGUCCUGUCCUAAAUUCUCUGGAGAAACAGGGGUCUUCUGCAAGGAGCACUCCCGUCCUAGAGGGGAAAUCAAGUUAUGUGGCAAAAUCAAGGGGACAACGCAGUCAUAUCCCUUGCACCUUAGAGCAGAAGCAAACCCAUAGGACUUGGAAUCAUGCCAGUUUGUCCCAUUGAUUUCAGUGGGUCUACUCGGAGCAUAACUACCCUUUAUAGAAAAAUGUUGCUUUGAAAAUGCAGGGUGGUUUUUUUUAUUAUUAUUGCAUAAAAAGCAAGUUGUAAUUUCUACAAAUCUUUUGAUAUUGAGAAAUAAUUGUUGUCAUGUUAGGUUAGUAGAGCAGACCUACCCACGAGUACUUGCAAUAGUUUGUGUUGAUUCCCCAUACCACUUGGUUAUGUAGCCAUUGCUGAAGAAUCUUGCUCAUCCCAACUCCCAAGCCAUGUCUCGGCAGGUCAUACGUAUCCACUGUCACACACAAGAUUUGUCUUGGCAUUGCCACUGCUGUUUUUUUUUAGUGUCAGACAACACGUGCUGAGAGCGGAACCUGCAUAUGGCAUAUAAAAUGACCGGUUUCUUUGGGGAGCCAACAUACUGAGUCUUAAAGUGGCAACUGCUGCCACAUUGUUUGCCGGAUCAUUCCUUUCCCCCAUCCUCAUAAGGUGAUUUUGUCAGGUGAUUCCCACCCUCUGCUGGCACCUGUCAGUGAGAGCCAUUUGGUACAUAGAAAGGACAUAAUAUAUAGUGAACAUGCUUUUUUCAGCCUGCUACCGGUGGACGUACCUGUUGCUGGUAGGUGCAUGUCAGAAGCCACUCAAAGAGCCUUAAUUGUAUUUGUACAGCAGUGAAACCUAAGCAGAAAUGUGUUGUUAAACCUUGCCACUAAUUCCUACCCGAAACUCAGUGCAGCUGAAAUCUGUGAAUGAAAUCAACUUAGAUGUCCGGAUGGCUCUGGACAUCCACAGAGCAAAGGUCCAUGGAUUGCCACAUGCAUGGUGUAUUAUUCUGUUAUACAAACUGUGUGAAGUGCCUAUCUCACAUGUAAAGAAACAACCCUUCAUUCACUUUGCAGACCUUCUAUUGUGAUCUUUUAGGAAUGUUAUUUACUGGAAAUACGGAACAUUGAAAUGUGUUUUGGAGCAGGACAUUAGUCAACAACAACAAAAAGGAGUGCUGAGAUGAUACUUUGGGGGGAAGAGGGCGUUUCCGUAUAGAGUAGUGACAGAUAGAAAACUUGUCUAGGAUUAGUAAGGAUCUGGGUUAGGAACACCAUACAGAAGUCACAGUAUUCCCUGGAUAUAAUUGUAGAGGCAUAAUAGAGUGGUUGACCGUGCUGGUUGCACAGGAAUAACUGCUUAAAUGUUCUCAACUUGCUCUAUGUUGGCUGCAGCUAUGGACUUCCAACAUGUUGGUUUUGUUGCUCUUAAAAUACCUUUUUAACCCCCCCCCUUUUAAUACCAUUUCACGAGGAGUCUGAGCUGCAUCCUGCACAGGUGCAAUAUUAGAAUUUGCCACUAAGAGGAGACUCCAGCAACCAUAUACAGUUCUCACUCCUGAAUGCCUGCAAAACUGCCUAUGCGAACAACUUUUGAAACUUCUGUAUUUUAUUUUUUGUAAGCAAGUUGAUGGGUUUUUCCGUAUCGUGUCUGUCAUGGGGGAGCGAGUGUUUUUGAGGCUAACUUAUCUCCUAAUCAGUACAGCGUGCCUUUGCGGUUGAAAUGAACGUUGCAAAGCGUACAGCGGUGAAAUAAUGCACGAGACUGAGGGCUGUGUCCAGCACUUUUCUAGUGAAGGAGAAACCAAAGCUGUUUAUAUCUGUUCUUGGUUAAUGUAAAUGGAUUUGUUGGGUCUACAUUUGCCUGUGCAACAGAGACGUUGAUGGUUAUGUGGCCUAACCCAGCACACCUAAUUCAGGGUUUCCCCAAUGGCUAAUUAAGGAGCCCAGCAAUGUAAUUUCGUUCCUUUGGUCCCAGUUGCAGUUCUGCGUUGACCUUGUCACAAAUCCCUCUGCUCUGUUCUGUCAGUUUGUUGAUAUACUUGCAUGGAGCCAUCUAGGUAAAACAUGGUUUGCAUUGCAGUUUUAAAACCAUUAACUUGGAGGUAUAAGAACCAGCUCGCAUGGCACCUUUGGUAACCUCAGAUCCUUACGUGAUUUGAAAACAGCUGCAGCUGCACCUGUUUCUUAUUAGGUGUACCUGGUGACCAGCUGCAGCUUUUGGCAGCAAAAGACACCUGCCCAGUCUUUACCAAGCCACCUGUCUUUUGCCAGUGGACUCCCAUAAACGUGCACUUGGCUAUUUGAUGUAGCGUUGACUGUGAGCACAAACAGCUGUUUACGAAGCAGAAUCUUAAUAGCUUGAUCCCAAGAGCAACUGCACACAGCAGGAGUAACUCAAAUUGAUGCACAAGCCCAGCAUUGUAUUUACAUUAUUGUUGUUUACCACCUUGAGCGCCAUUGGUGAAACAAUGGGAGACAGCGUAAAUAAAUAAAUGAGCACACACACCACAAUUUGUGCCGCAGAAGUGUUGGCAAUGCUACGCUGGCAAAAGCUGCUGCUGUCUUUCAAGAGCUUUGCACUUGACUCAGUCUAUGGCUUUUAACCAUGAUAUUUUAACAGUGUGAAGAGGCUGUCUGGUUAGCCCCACAUCCUAGAUAUCUGUACACGUAUUGGCCAUAUCCACAGCUGGCAUUUGAUUGGCAUCAAUGUGAAAGGAGGCAUGCCUGUAAGGAGAUGUCUUUGUAAAGCUGUCCCCACCAGGAGGAGAACUCUAGGCCAUUUGAGAUCGUAUCGCCAUGUGCAUGGACCCCCCAUUCAAACUGGCACCAAUCAUGCAUCUUGGUCUAGCUGCCAUUUUCUCAGAAGAACCUCCAUGUAUUCUGUAUACCUGAGUACAGGGCUGAGUACAACUGAAGAGGGCUCAUGUUUUUGUGCAAUACAUCUUGUGAGUACCAGAUUAUGUGAACUGCCCAAUGGCAAUAAGCAAAUAAAUAGCCAGGAAUUGGACCUAGUGGUUGGUGGUCAUGGAAUCUAGAAGUAGGAGAGGGAAUGGGCUUAUCUGUCUGAUAUCCUGAAGGUCUUUGGACGCUGCACAUUCAGCUAUGUUUGUUAGUGAUUGCAGUAAGAGGGCUGUGGAGUUUAGCUAUUGUGGCUAAUAGCCAUUGAUAAACUGCUUAGUGUCUGCUGUAUUGUUGCAAAAUGCUAUAAUUGAAUUGCAAUUGGCAGGUGGUAUGGGGAGAACAGAUUCUGAUCUUUCAGAGGAUGGUGUGGCAGCAACAGCUGCGUAAUUAGAAUCAAGACAAAGCCAGGGACACAAAUUGGAGGAAGUUGAAACAAUACUUUAGCCCUGUUGAAAUCAUUGGCUUAAAUUCACACACUUUAGCAUCUAUGUGUCAUUUAUUUCUAUUGGACUUAGCACUAUUCAUUAAGGGUAGCCCUCCUGAUGCAUGACUUAGAAAUGGUGACUUUUGUGGUCCACAAAAUCUGAUGGGGACCACUUUGGCUACUGAUGAACUUUAGAAUUGAACUUUAGGUGAACUUUAGGCUUUUAUAAUAGUCGGAUUGAGCAAAACUACUUGGAAACAACCACUUAAAGAUGCAGAGGUAGAUGCUUUGUUUCAGGCUGAUCUCAAGUUGUGCCAUGCGAACAUAGAAAAGUCUUAAUACUAGAUCAGGUUGCACACUAAUACCUGAGGUUGUACGUGUCUGGUACUGAAAUAUGUGAGGUAUGUUAGUGACACCUUUACUCUUCUGCCCUGGCAAAGGACAUGUCGCAGAAGAAGGUGUGGUUUGUUGUGAGCAAAGUUGAUGGAAUCCGUCCGAUAGAGUGAUCCAGGGAUUUAUGUUAACGUGCACAAAAAGAAAGACAGAAUUGCUGGCAUUCUUAACCCAGGAACAGGGAGCGAUUGGUCCUGAUUCCUUGCCUGAAACAUUGCUUAGAAUCACUGUUAUCAGCUGGGUACUUCUUAAGAAGGCAGCAGUACAUCUCUGAGAAGCUGUAACCUUAAGCUUGCAUCAUUAUGUUCUGCUUACCUGGAGCAAGUAGCAGCUAUCCCUUGACAGGACUACAGGUGGCAAACUGCUGUACCUAAUACAGCACAUUCUGUCUCCGCAAUCACAUGGGUAGGCGGCAUAGUGCAGCAACAUAUUGUGCAAGUCUUGGCCCGGUUCACAUGUUUACAGACCAGUACUAUAUAUUUCUUGGUUGGAAGAGUGGGUCGCAGUCUCCAUGUACAACACAUGUAGCUGUGUGUGUUCGUGUGUGAAAGAGAAAUCACACAAAUUGGAUUUCUGUGCACAUAGCCUUCCAUUUGGAAUAUCCACUUCACACUGUGUGUGGGUAUUCACUGCUGUGGAGAGGAAGGGUAUGUAUCUGUGGCUGUGCCAUUCACAUCUGCAGAUUGCUGCACAGUCUUCCCAAAAUGUGAGCCAUGCCUAUGGCAGUACUGUGUGUGUCUCUCUGUGUAAGAGGGUCACUAAACAGCAGGUUUUUAAGUUGACAUGAGCUAGAAGCUGAUCUACUUAAAUCUCAGCAGUGCUGUCCCAUUAACACAGAGAAACAGUGAGCUGGAGUUCUCCUUCCACGUUCUGCCCCCUGGGACCUACCAGCCAGCCCACUAAGGGGUGAAUCAGAGCUGCCUCUCUGUCAUGGUGGUGACGACAAGAAGGAGGAGGAUAAAAAGCAGAAGCAGGCAAAUGGAGCUAAACCAGGCAGACCACCCCCUAAACAAAUACAAACCCUGCUGUAAGCUUGCUCUUUCCACCAAUUGACCUCCAUAUUAAUAGUGAAAGCCACAUCCAUUUUUAAUGCAUUUCUGAACAUUCUGCCUCAAAACAUGGUCUCCAUUAUUGACAUCAAUGGUUUAACUAUUGCAAAGAUUAAAUACUAGGCCAGAGAUAAGGCAACUGAGCUUUUCUUGGUUUUCCCCCCACACAUGUGAUGGGUGCCUCAUGAUUUCUGUUGGAUCCCGAUAGGAUGUCUUUUUCUCUUCAGGAAAAAUCUGGGAAAACAGGGUUGGCCUUACAGCUUCUUUGGAAGGUCAACACACCUCUUUAAGCAUUGGUGUGCAAAGGACAAGAGGUUGCUGGAGUGAUUAUUUCUGCCUCCUGUUUCUUUGUUUAACUAUAUUCGGGCAUUGGGUGUUCUCUGGAGCCUCACAGAAGAGAACGUUUGUUUGUUUUUGCUCUGAGUGACACAUUGGAUUAAUUUAUUAAUAUGAAGGAGAAGCAUGACGAUACAGAAGGAGACACACUGCCCUAAUGGAUCUCUACCUAGGCAAACAUAGCGCAGACAUUUACAUUAGGUUUAGUUUCUUUGUUUACUGUUCUGCUUCACGCUUUUCAAUAGAGGGGAACUGGCACAAUACCUAACUUUAACCUUCCUAUGAAACUGAGCUAUUAACACCUUCAACUCUUCAAAUUUUUCACAUUUUGCAUCUUUGUGGCCUUGGCUGGGUGGGCUGCCAAACUUUCCAUACAGUUCCCCGCCCCCCAUUUUACACCUUAACUGGAAGGUUGCACACUGUGAGCUUCCUUUCUCCCUCAAACCGUGGAAAUUUCGGCCUUGUUGAAUCCCCAGUUGGUCAUGAAUUUCAUGGGCUGACCUUGAUCAAGUCGCAGUCUCUCUGUUUAACAUCCUGGCAGGGUGGUUGUGCUGAUGAGGUUGGGAAAAACCCAUGCAUGCCACCUCCGUGAACCUUUUGAAUGUAGCUGCCACCUUACUGUUUUGAUUUCAUCUGACCUGCUGCGUGAGACGUGGUUGAGAAUUGCAGAUGAGGAUUCACAACUAGAGACUUCUGUAGCACCUUAAAUAAUGAUUUUAUUACAGCAUAAGCUUUCAAAGGCUUUGACCCACUUCAUCAGAUGCAUGUUACAUCUUGGAAAGUUGUCCAGUAAUACACAAGCAUAUUAUAGAAAUAUUAUAGAAAUAUAUAUUAUAUAUUAUAUUAUAGAAAUACAGAAUUUCUCAAGCUUGGCUAUAUAGAAUCCUCUUGUCUCCAUAAUCUCAUGUCUUGGGAACCACUUUAUGGACUUUGGUCUACUUAACAUGGGUCUACCUUUGAAGACAGUUCAGAAACAUUAACAGGUACAAAAGCUUUGUGGAAUGCAGCAACAUGGUCCUAAAACAGGCAUAGGCAAACUCGGCCCUCCAGAUGUUUUGACACUACAAUUCCCAUUAUCCCUGACCACUGGUCCUGUUAGCUAGGGAUGAUGGGAGUUGUAGUCCCAAAACAACUGGAGGGCCAAGUUUGCCUACGCCUGUCCUAAAAGAUCAGCACCUGUUUGUUUCUGGGCCAAUUCAAAUGGAUACUUUUUCACUUUAAAGCCUUAUAUGGCCCAGUAAUUCUUCCUAUCACCUUUUCCUGUGUUAGAAACUGGGAUAGAAAAGCUAGGAGCCAAAUGGCUUCUGGGACCUGAGUUGUGGGUGCCAAAACAGAAUGGCUAGUUGUCACUGGUGUGGGUGUCAGCAACCCUUUUUAUUUAUUAUUUUGAUAAGCAUGAAUUAAUACACAAUUCACAUAAGUGACACAUUGUUAAUACCACACUUUUGGCAGAAAUUGUUAAUAAAUGUUUAAUUUGGUGUUUACAAUAACCAUACUUCAUUUUCAACACACUCUACUCUUUAUUGUCCUUCAUAUAUUGUCUAUUCUUCACGUAUACUUCAAGGCUUCAAAGCUCAUACAUUUCAGUAAUUCUUGAGUGUCAGCCAGGCACAAAAAAAUGGCACCCGGAGUUUUGGAGGUGCUCACAAAUGGAGAACCCUUAGGUGCAAAAUGCACCUGGCACUCUGCUAAUUUCGAACCCUGCCCACAUGCAUUGUACAAGGAUUGUACAAGGAGCCUCUCUUGCAAGCACCUCCGUCAUCUCAACUAUGUGUACAGGAUUGCAAGUCUUCUCACCACAGCUGUGAAUGUCCCUGCCUAGAGAGGUUUGCUUGGAACCCUCCCUGUUGACUUUUAGAUGGCAAGUGAUACUUUGAAAAAGAAUUCAGAGAGAUUUUAUCAAAUUUUUAAUUUUUUUGCUUGUCUUUGUGGCAUUCGUACGGAGCCCCCGGUCGUCUCACGGGCUAUUGACCCGUACACCACUAAUCCGCUGCCACGAACCAGGUUCUCCCUGGUAAAAUUACUUCAGUCUCAGUCAGCUUCUCAAUUAAUAAAGAAGAGUGUAUUUUAUUUCAGACACAAACAAAACUUUUGCAGCAUUCCAAACGUUGUUGCUCUCUACUUUCUUAGUCUUAUUUUCCUCUCUCUAUCUCUUCUACCUCACCACACUCAAGAACCCACGGCCCUAACUGUCUCUCUAUUACCAACUGCCUUUCCCAACCAGCCAACCCACUAAAUCACACCAACUACCCCCCAACAACUCCCAACGAACUCCUCUCAGAACUGGUUUUAUAAUCCCACUGACUCCACCCCCCUGGGUCCUGUCUGUGCAACCUAUUUAACUAUUUCCCCUCCAGCUCUCUCUCAUAUAUGUUAACAUCACAGUCUUUUACCUCUUACUAUUUUUUUUUUUUAAGUUGGGUAUGGUAUUUUGUUGUCGUUUAUUGUAAACGUCCCUCCCCAAAUCUGCUCCAGGGGUUUUUUCGGGGGCAUGGGAUCAUCUCCAAAACAGAUUUGCUGGAAGGUGGGGCUACACAGGGAGAAGAGAAACAGGGGAAGUCCCACGGUGUAGCCAAAAAUCCUUGCACUAUUAGAACUGGUUUUUAAAAAAUAUACCACCCAGUGUCUACAUUCCAAUUUAUUUUUUCCCUAUCCAAUGUCAUGCUGAGCUUUGAGGAUCUCCCAGAUUUGAUGACCUAGAAUUAUAGAGUUUUACAGUUGCAAGAGUUUUUGGAAGUCAUCCAGCCCAACUUCCUGCUCAGGGCAGGAAUCUUGCAGUUACAACAUCCCUGACGGAUAACCGUCCAACUUCUACUUCCAAGGAAGGAGAGCCUGCCCCCUUCCUGAGGCAGUCUGUUUUCUGGUAGUUCACGAAACAUUAUGGGGGGAAAGAAAACACUGGUUCAGAGGAUGAAAUAAUCCACACAGAGCAAAGAAUGACAAAAUAACAGUGCAACAUAAGACACCUUUAUUCUCUCUUACCAACUCUUCUCACUGUAUGAUCAUGGAAGGUGUUCUGAAUUACAGUCCUUUAUUGAAUAGCAUAGCGUAAAGAGAAAUAUUGCACUAUUUGGAACUGGCAGCAUGGCAGGUGUUUUGGGUGGGGUGGAGAUAUUUGCAUUAUUGUGCCCUUCCUCCCUUACCUGUCCAGUAGUGGAAAAAUAUUUCAAAAUAUCUAGAAACCAAUGUCAGAGUUUUGAUAUGUCAGGAAAAAGCGAAGUAAUUAUUUCAAGUUUGUAGGUACCAGCAUCAUAUUUCUUGGCAUCCAGACAGCCACCUGUCUGGGAUUUUUCCAGUACUGUCACCGCCUUCCUCCUCCACUCAUCGUUUUUGUCCACAAAUAUUGACUUGGCUUACUAGUUCUCCCCUAUUUUUUGGCUGGGUUCACUACUGCCAGCCCUAAGCGCCCUGGGUGAGAGGCAGAGAUUGUAGAAGGUAAGAUAAAGUGGGAAAGACUUCUGUUGUGCCUUGAGUGCUCCAAAAUUCAUUGCAAAUGAGAGCCAUGGGGAGGUGUGCUACUGGGCAACCUUCUUACAAGAGGGCCAGCAGUUUAUUCGAUGAGCUGGUGGCUUGGUUUGUGGCUGCCUGCCUUUGUCCACAAUAAAAUCAUGUACUCACAUGUGCCUGUUCCACCUGGUGUGAGUGUCUUACGUUUCUUCCAGGUGGAUUUUCAUAUAGUCAAACCUGCAUGUGCAGGUUUUUGAAGGUUCUCCUUGUCCUGUUGUGCGGUAGGAGGAUUCUCACAGGAUCUGAAACUUGCGUGCGCGAGAGAAACCAUUUAGGUGGGUCUCCUCCAUGCCAUUGAGGCUGGAAGGCAGGGAGGCCAACACUAGUUGGAGUCAGAGGCAAUGUAGCUGGGGGAACUAUAUGAAUCGUUGUAUAUGCUAGAUUGGCUGCAUUGCAUACUUUAGACGCAACGUGUCACAUACUUGCCUAAAAAGGUUGGCCACCACUGUUUUACUACUUUGUGAGACCUUUAGCAACUAUGGAUAUAUAAAAUAUACCAGUCUUAUACUCAUCUGCUCAGAAGUGACCUCCAUUGAAUUGUCUUAGGCUGCAACCCUCAACACAGGUGCUUGGAAGUACCGGUAAGUCCUUCUGAACUGAGUGUGGCUUUCUUAGUAGAUUUGCAUAGGAUUGUACAGUGGUACCUCAGGUUACAUACGCUUCAGGUUACAGACUCCGCUAACCCAGAAAUAGUACCUCCGGUUAAGAACUUUGCUUCAGGAUGAGAACAGAAAUUGUGCUCCGGUGGCACGGCAGCAGCGGGAGGUCCCAUUAGCCAAAAUGGUACCUCGGGUUAAGAACAGUUUCAGGUUAAGAACGGAACUCCGGAACGAAUUAAGUACUUAACCCAAGGUACCACUGUACUGUUAUCCUCAUCUUAAGCCCUCAUGAUAGGGAAGGAAGCCAUCUGUAUAUCCCCUCUUAUUCCCCUCCACUGAAACCAAGUUUUUAGUAUGUAUAACUGAAUUGAAUAUAUACUCUUCCCAUGUUUGUACUCAAUUUCUUUCUCUAUUACUUUCCAUAUGCCAGAUGCACUUUUGUAAACCCUUCGGGGACAGUGACCGAUCUUUUGGAUGUGACCAUUGUAAAUGAUAUAGCCUUACCCAGUGGUUUUCAACCAGUGUGCCAUGGCACCCUGGGGUGCCUUGAAUGAUAGUUAGGGUGCCACAGGCAACACUGGCCCUCUGGCCCUCUUUCCUUCCCUUCCUUCUCUGAUGCCCUUUUGCAUCUCUGCCUUCCAAAGGCUUGCACAGUUGUUUGUUGCAGCAGACCUGGCUAUAAGCUCCCAGGUGAACCAGGGGGUGCUUCCUAGGCCCCUGUGGGGCGGUGUGAGGAGGCACCUCUCUUUGGGGCAGGGAUGGGGCAGCUCAGAGGCCAGAGGUGGUGGCAGCGGUCCCAAGCAGAGAGGAGAGGAGUCGUGAGGCUAUACUCCACAAGGAAGGGUAUUCGAAAAAAGGACAAGAAGCUGCCGGAUAUGCAGGCAAGGGGUGACAUAACUGGGCUCCUGGGCCCCACAGGGGGGCCACAGAAAGAAUGGAGUUGGUCAAGGGAGCCAUAGGCUCAGAAAGGUUGAAAACCUCUGGCCUUGUCAAUUAAUUGGAAAAAUAAAAUUAUAUACACAUAAAAUAGCUGUGUUUAGAGUGUCUUAAUGGCAUACUUUGAAUUUGAAGCUGUUCAAAAUAUUUUGAAAUAAACCUGGGAUUUGAUGAGACAAAAAUAAUCUGAGGAAAUAGACAAAGUUGGAGGAAAGAAGGGCUGAAAGGUCAUCAGGAUUUACACAUGAGACAUAAAGCUGAGGCUGUAAUGCUGUAUCCAGCUAGCUAGGCAUAAGCUCCAUUAAAUCCAAUGGGAUUUACUUCUGAGUAGACAUGUCUAGGAUUGUGCUGUUAGGCUCCAAUAUCAUGCCCACUUACAAAGGACCUAAGUCCCACUGAAAUCAGCAUUAACUUAAUUCCCAGUAAACUUAUAUAGGAUUGUGUCGUUAAUUUAUGAGGUGCAUUUUAUAAGCAGAGGCAUUAAUGAAUCAAGGUGAAACCUCUUUAGGCUGGUUCUUUUCUUGUCCUGCUGUCAUUGUCACUCCUCUAGAGAAGUGCCAUCUCACGCAGUGUUUCCCUUUACAUUUGAGUGCCGUUUUACAGAUGUUGUUUGUCUUUUUAGUGUAGUACAAACAUCUUCCAGGAUUUUGACUCAUUUCCUCAAGUCUCUCUCAGCUAUUCUAAAAGGACAAGAGGAAAUUAGCUCUAAUAUCCUGAAAGCGAUUGAUUUUUAUUUUUUUUUACUCUGCGUAGUACUCAGUUUAGUGAAAUCUCAGUUUGUUUCCAACUUUCCCCUCCACCUAUAUUUCUUUUUUUUCCAUCCAAGAGAGGGACAUCCUACAUUUAUUCUGUUUCCCUGUUAUUCCUACUGGACAAAAACCCCAUUCAGAGUGUAAACUUCAGAUUCAUUCUCAUCCUCUAUUAUCCUGGCCUUCCUAUUCUGAAAACUGAACUAUCUAAACAACUGGAGUUCUCCUGUUUGAAGUAUCUAAACAAAAGUCCCAUUGUUUUGGCUUGUAUUGCCCUUUAAUGUGUUGGGGUCAAGCCACAUCAAACUGUUUACUUGCCACUCACUUCCUUCAAGUAACUGGCAAUGCCAGCCACCAUGGGCUGUUGUGAAUUUGUUGAACCCUUUCGCUCCUCACCCUCCUCACCUUCAUCCUUCACCUGGUUAAGGUUGUUUAUCUUUAUAGGAAUCUACCUUCGACAGUCCAAACCUUGGUCCAUAUAGCUCAAUAUUGUUUAAACCACCCUUCCCCAACCUGGUGCCCUCCCAAGUUGUUUUAGACUAUAAUUCCCAUCAUCCUAGGCGCUUGGGUCUGAUGCAAGUUAUAGUCCAGAACAUGGAACUAGAUCCACAAAUGAAACUAAUAAUGACAGCAGCUGUAGGGCACCAGGUUGUUGUUGUUUUAAAUCAUUUUUAUUGAUUUUUCCAAAUUUUUACCAAAUCGGCCACAUUAAAACAAAUUUAAUACAAACUUUCCAAAAAUUGGUUUCCGACACUCUGUUCUUGUCGUUGCAUUAUUUCCCUAGUUAUUUCUAAUUAACAUUUCAUUCCCUACAGUUAACCUUAUAAUAGCUUUUUGUUGUUUUAUUAUUCUUAACCACCACCUAUCCACUUGCUAAUUCCUGCAUGUACAAUAUUUUGACGUUUACAAUAUCUGCACGUGAGGUAAAUCAAGUAGGGCACCAGGUUCAGGUUGGGAAGACUAGUCUAUUAACGGUUGGCAGAAGUCACACCUGGAGUUACCCAGGAUAGGGAUUGAACUUGGAACUGUGGCACGCAAAGUAUGCACUUUGACAGUGGGCUACACCUCUUCCCCACUGCUCUGCUGGAUAGUUGGGAUGCGAAGGUGGACCUCUAUAUGCAGGCGGGCUUCAAAUUCCAUCCUUCCUGUCUAUUGGCCGUGAUGGCUGAGGCUGUUGGCAGUUGGGAGUCCUAUAACACCUGGAGGGGUGUAGUAGAAAAGGCACUUUGAGGAUUGCAUCACCACUCCCUUCUUGUCAUUCAAGUUACACGACUGCCAGUAUCCAAGACUUCCAGUAUCCAAGAUGCCACACAUAAGACUGCAAUCUGCUGAAAUCAACGAGAACUGAAUGGGACUGGCUUUUGAAUAGGCAUGUAUAGUUGUUGGCACCCGUCCUGUCUUCACCUCCAGGGGUGGAGUCAAACCGCUGGAGAAUGACAGCACCUGCAGAGACUGGUAACUCAUAACUGUUGCCUCCAGAGUUGUUUUGGAUGUAUUAGGGCUAGGGCGCAAGCCUGGCCAUUGUGUAUGGAGGUCCUGGGCUGCCUAGAUGACAAGACCUCACCCCACCCCCCUCGACUUGCUGAUGUGGUCCAAAGGAAAGGAAAGCAAUAUAUUUGGCACUAGCUGGGCUGCAGGAGUUGCCAAAAGAAGGCAUACCAGGUACCAUCCAACCAUCUUAGGGACUCCACUCAGUAUUUGUGUAGGGCGUAUUCCUUAGUCUUUUCCUCUCCCAAAGAUGUCCCACAAGGUAUGUAUAGAAUUGGCCUUUUAAUUAUAUCCCCCAUCCUUUUGCAUCUUACAUUAAAACUACGCCUCUUGUUUUGUGCAUGUUCAAAACUGUUAGCUGUUGUUUUGUACUGUUUCAAAUGUGUUGUAUGGGCGGCUUACAACAUACACAACACAACAAAACAAAACAUCAAACAUUUUUUUAAAAAAUAUCCUACACAAGCAAUAACUCAAUAAAAACCAAUAAUAAUAACAAACAAUUUACAGUUAGACCCAAAUUAAAGUCACCGCCAACCCCAACUAAACAUUUAACCAACACCAACCCGACAAAAAUGAAAGAGGGGAACCAAAAUGAGAACCGUUUAAAACAUUUUAGUCAGUUGCCCCAUCCCAAGAGUUGUUCCAGCAAUGUCCCAGUGGCUUCCCAGGAGCCUUUUAGCUGUUCAGGGUGAGUGGGGGCCCUGCCCCCUAGGCCAGGUGGAAACGAGCCUUGUAGCAGGGAGCAGCUUUCUCUUCCAGCACUCAGGCAGCAGCUGUAGUUGGGGUUUUUAUGAUUGUUUUAUUGGUUUUAGCAUUCUAUGGACUGCCUCUAGAGAAUGCAGAUGGAUAGGCAGUAUAAAAGUGUAACUAAUGACUAAUAAUAAUAAAUACGAGCCAAUAUUGUAACUUCUGUAUAAAAACAAUGUAGUACGUUUCUGAGCACAAUUCAAAGUGUUGGUGCUGACCUUUAAAGCCCUAAAUGGCCUCGGCCCAGUAUAUCUGAAGGAGCAUCUUCACCCCCAUCGUUCUACCCGGACACUGAGGUCCAGUGCCAAGGGCCUUCUGGCGACUCCCUCGCUGUGGGAAGCCAAGUUACAGGGAACCAGGCAGAGGGUCUUUUCGGUAGUGGCACCCACCCUGUGGAACGCCCUCCCACCAGAUGUCAAAGAGAAGAACAACUACCAGACUUUAAGAAGACAUCUGAAGGCAGCCCUGUUUAGGGAAGCUUUUAAUGUUUAACAGACUACUGUAUUUUAAUACAUUAUUAUUCUGGGUACUCUGCUCAUUUUGCUGACAGCACUAUUGUUGUGGUCUCUCUGCAAAGAUAUGUAUGCUUAUGUUUCCCUAAUAGGAAGGAGGCUAACAAUGGCACUUUGAAGUACACUGUCCAGUCUGUGUAAGUGUACCCUGAAAACACGAGUCAACUGACUACGUAUGUGAGAAUGACUCCCCCCCCCACACACAUUAGUUUUUCAUGGUGUGCAAAGAAUACUCAUGCAAGUCAGUCACAUUAUGUGUAUAGAAAUAAUGUAGGACGGAAUUGUACAGGUUAACAAUGCAGGAGAAGGACAUAUGUAAACAUCAUCUUCGGCACCCUGAUUGCAAUCAGUGGGACUACUUCAGAGUAGAUGCGUUUAAGAUAGGAAUGCCAGUCUUGGGGAUGAUUAUGGCUUACAUUUGGGGGGUUUCACAAAGGCAGGUUGUACAGUAGACCGAAAAUAAUACUCCUGUCUCCCAGCUUAUGGUGAAUCUUUGUAAACCAACCAAUUAUACAAAAACAGAAAAGAAAAAGAUUCAAACUUCCUUUUUCUUCAUAUGCAGGUACAAAGAACACGUCGAUCUAUCAUUCAUGGUAGUUUUACUAAAAUGAUUUUAAUAACGUAAAGUGAUUAUGAACAGUACUGAUUAUGUUCCGUUGGUAACAUAAUCAGUUGCACGUUUCAAGCUCUGCAUUUUACUUAAUUAAUCAGUGUUACUACUAAGCAUCCGGGACCUGCAGAGUGGUGGUUGGACAAGUGUUUACGUCUUUUUUCCUGUUUUCCUCUAUCUGAACAAUUCUUAGAGCUACCCAACACUGGGAAAAUCCCAUUAGGCAAAUCUCAUAGUCACACCUGCAGCUGAGUUUGGGAGACUGGAACUGUGAAUAAUAUAUUCUUUUUUAAAAAUAAAUAAAUAAAUCUGACUUGAUUUGAGAAUGGCAAGCUCCCUGUGACUGUCGCUGAAGACUUUAGCUUUCUAGAGUCUAACAGCUCCAAAUCUGCUUCAUUUUGUGGUUGGCAGCACCAGUGGGAUGUUUGAUUUUGGAAGCCUGACAAAUGAGUUAACGCUAUUUGAAAGGAGAGAUAACAAAGGUAUUCGGAUGUGUUGUGCCUUUUCUUUCCUGUGAGUAGUAGACUUCGCUUGGCAGCGUUCAACAUACCGAGAACGGAUGUCCCUCGUGGCAUCAAGUGAGCUAUUACAAACAAAGACUGGCUGGGAAGAAAGAGGAACCAAAACUCAUCGGUUCCGAUAUCUAAUGAACGCUAGAGUGUUUUUCCCCUCUCUUUUUAAAAAAAAAAAGGAAAUAAAAAAUUUGUAUGAACGACAGCAGAAGCUGAAUCAUGUUGCUUUGAUUUCCUGUACCAUGGAAAGAUGACUUCAGAGGAAUUUGUUUGGGAUAAGGAAGCUGGAAUUGGGAAAUUUCCUAGAACAUGUGGGCACAAUUGGAAUGUUGAAAAAAUUCCUGCAAGCACACACACCUUUUGGUUGCUUCCUUCCCAUCCUAGCAGAGAGAAUCUUUGACACACAUAAUUCACUGUUCCAUGGUUCUGGGUAAAAGUCAAAUCUAGUAGAAUUUAAAUGGACCCUCUUCCACAGGGAUGCGGAGAGUCAGGCACGGGGGGGCCACAAAUGUGGCCCCCACAGGCCUCAGACCACUCCCACUCUUUUCCUGCACCCCAGCUCACAAGCCCUAAUAAUUAUUGUUCCUUGAGAAUGUGUUCUUGAUAAUGCCUCUUGAUAAUGCCUCUUCAUAAACAAUAAGAGAGGAGGGUAUGUCAGUGUUUGUCAAAAGUAGUUUCCUGUCCAAAGGUAACAUUGGUAUUAUACUUGCUUUGCCUGUUUCUGCCUCUCAUCCCAUUUUCAAAAUCUCACCUACCUACCAGCCACCUACGUCAAGUGUCGUUAUGAGCCAACAUUUUAAAAUGUGUUACGCAAUUAGUAGAAAUUAUAAAAAGCGUGUUCGUGAGAAAUGAGGAGAUCCAUGAUAUUCAUAUGGAGUUGAUGCCAGACACUGGGAUUUGAUUUUUUUAAAAAACUAAAGGAUAAUUAAAGAAGGCAGGCAUUUCCAAAUGGUGAUUCAGAAUCCAUGCAUUUAAUCACAGCAGUUUAGAUGGUGGCUUGUCAGGCUACACAGGUGGUGUGUAGUUAACAAAACAAGCAGAGGGAUUUUUAAGAAAAGUACAGUUAGAACUGGAUAUGGAACAACUGAUUGGUUCAAAAUUGGGAAAGGAGUACGACAAGGCUGUAUAUUGUCUCCCUGCUUAUUUAACUUAUAUGCAGAAUUCAUCAUGCAAAAGGCUGGACUGGAUGAAUCCCAAGCCAAAAUUAAGAUUGCCAGAAGAAAUAUCAACAACCUCAGAUAUCCAGAUGACACAACCUUGAUGGCAGGAAGUGAGGAGGAAUUAAAGAACCUUUUAUUGAGGGUGAAAGGGGAGAGCGCAAAAUACGGUUUGAAGCUCAAUAUCAAAAAAACAAAGAUCAUGGCCACUGGUCCUGUCACCUGGCAAAUAGAAGGGGAAGAAAUGGAGGCUUUCUUGGGCUCCAUGAUCACAGCAGAUGGUGAGAGCAGUCACGAAAUUAAAAGACACCUGCUUCUUGGGAGAAAAGCAAUGACAAACCUAGACAGCAUCUUAAAAAGCAGAGACAUCACUUUGCUGACAAAGGUCCGUAUAGUUAAAGCUAUGGUUUUCCCAGUAGUGAUGUAUGGAAGUGAGAGCUGGACCUUAAAGAAGGCUGAUCGCCGAAGAAUUGAUGCUUUUGAAUUAUGGUGCUGGAGAUCAGCCUUGAGUGCUCACUGGAAGGACAGAUCCUGAAGGCUCCAAUACUUUGGCCACCUCAUGAGAAGAGAAGACUCCCUGGAAAAGACCCUGAUGUUGGGAAAGAUGGAGGGCACAAGGAGAAGGGGACAACAGAGAACGAGAUGGUUGGGCAGUGUUCUUGAAGCUACCAGCAGGAGUUUGACCAAACUGUGGGAAGCAGUGGAAGACAGGAGUGCCUGGCAUGCUUUGGUCACGAAGAGUCGGACACGACUAAAUGACUAAACAACAACAAACCUCUUCCACAUCAAGGGAUUGUGAUCAAAUGAUUGGUGGCUUUUCUUAGAGGCAACUUCUGUGGGAAAUUUGGGAACCACUAAAGCAUUAUGUGGAUGAGCCCAUUCAAAACUUAUUUUUUUGCUUUGGUUCAGAUAAUUGUUGCCAAAAGCGGUGGUAUUGCUUGACCUUCAGGUUGGUUUUAAUUGCUAUUUUGUGGGUUCUGGUUGGAACAGAGCGCUUUCCAGAGUGGAACCGAGAAGCUCAGAAAGGUCAUCGCCAUAAACUCUGUGCAAGGCGAGGGUCUGCCUGGCUUGGGGACACUCCAGAGUAUUGCUAGAUCUCCACUGCACAUACAAACCCUUACCUGCUGCAUUAAGACACCUCCAGGUAUGUGCAGUGGGGCAUAAGAGCCUGCUGGAUCAGGCCAUUAGUCCAGCAUUCUGUUCUCACAGUGGCUACCCAGAUGUUUGUGGGAAGCCAUCAGGCAAGAGCUGAGCACAAGAGCACUCUUCCCUUUUGUGGUUUCCAGCAACUGAUAUUCAGAAGCAGACUGUGGAGGCAGAGCAUAACCAUCGUGGCUAGCCUUAUCCUUCAGCUUUGUUGUCUAGACUGUAAACGGCCUUGGCCCAGUAUACCCGAAGGAGCGUCUCCACCCUCAUCAUUCAGCCCCGACAUGGAAGUCCAGCUCCAAGGGCCUUCUGGCAGUUCCCUCACUGUGAGAAGUGAGGUUGCAGGGAAUCGGGCAGAGGGCCUUCUCAUUGGUGGCGCCCGCCCUGUGGAAUGCCCUCUCGUCAGAUGUCAAGGAAAUCAACAACUAUCUGACUUUUAGAAGACAUCUGAAGGCAUUUUUAAUGUGUUUAUAAUAUUCUGUUGGAAGCUGCCCAGAGGGGCUGGGAAAACCCAGCCAGAUGGGUGGGGUAUGUAUGUAUGUAUGUAUAGGUAAAUAAAAUAAAUUAGCUUUUGGGCAUGAAAAAAUAAACCCAACAAUGCUACUGCAGAUUGUACUGUUCACUUUAGGCUCCAGGUUGACUGACAUUUCCAACAAAGUUCUUGAGAGGCUCCAAGGAGUUCCUCUUAGCGGUAGCUGAGAUCACAGCAUUAAUGUGGGUGCUUUCAAACAGAAGAUAAGGAAGGCAAUUUGGGGGCUUCCAUAAAAAGUGUGGGCUUAGAAAAUUCUUUUUACAUUCACUGCCUGGUCAAGAAGCUUAAUUGCUAUCAGUGCUCCAGCUGGCUACGUCAUCACUAUAGAGACAGUCAUGUUCCAGGCUUACUUUAGUUUAUGCAUGGAAAACAAGCCCCACAAUGUAUUUAUUGUUUAAACUACUGAGUGUGGUGUGAUUGCAGGUGUUGUGGUGAAAUUGGGAGUGAGCCAUGAACUGCCUUGUUCAUUUCCCAAAAUAAUGACUUGUCAGUUUCCCAGACUAAAAGAGUGUAGCCUUUGACUACGUGACAGGAGAAAAUACCCACAAAGAAGAUGUCCUCAAUGGUUGGCUCAAACAGCGUUUGAAUCCUUUACGUUUUCCUCAGUUGCACUUCGCAGACAAAGGCUGGAUUCUGAUCUCUGCUAUUUCAGUGAAAUUUUAGAGCAAUCGAAACAAACAUGGCGCUUACAUAUUGUGCAACUGGCAUGUGGAUUGGUGUUCAUCCCACUCCUUCGUUGAUUAUGUAAGAGAGAAAUGUGUACAGACAGGUUAUUCUUCGCAUCCACAAAUAACCAGAAAUGUAAACAUCCUGAGUAUGGAAUUUUAUUUUAAAAGACAAUAUUGAAACAAGUUUAAUAUUAUUUACAAUGGAAAACUAUUCAGAUAUGAAAUCCUAUUUGAAGGGAAUCAGGCAUAUGGGCCAAAGCAAACAUUUUACUGUGUGUUCAAGGACCUUAUCAAUCAGACUUUCACAACUUGUAACCAGCUAAGCCAGUUGCAACCUACCAAACAUGUAUGACUGUUUUUGUUCUGUGUUGUUUUGCAGUUUCAGAUAGGCAGCAAGAACAGGAGGUCUGUCAAGUCCCUGGUGAUCUGAUGGCAUAAUUGGGGCCAGAUUGCUUUGGGUAACAAGCUGUAUGGACUUCCUAUAAGUAGCAAGAGUUCUCUAUAAAUUGAACAUAAAUUUAUUAGUAAGUCCUGUCUUCACGGCUACUGCUAUGUCUCAAAAUGAGAUUACAGUUCUUAAAAUUUAGUGGGCUUGCUCAAGCUUGAAUCAUUUGAGGACCACUUUUCUGGUAUUUCUGCAGUCCUAGAACCUUAAACCAUCUAUGUCUGACAGCCAGCGAUUAAUUUAGCAUCCUCAUUAGGGAUUAUUCUCCCCACCGAAAGCAACUGAUGAUGGGUGAAAUAUUGCUUCAGUUUGGAAUUGGGGUUGGCAAACUGAGCAAUCCCUUACUUCUGCAAAAAAUAAAGAAGAUUGUAAAGUAAUUAGAGGUUGUGUCCAACAUUACUCCUACUGUGACUAUUAUGUAGUUAGAAACCCAUUUUGGCAAGCCAUUCUGUACUGCAGAUUGAAGGGCUCUUGGACUCGGAUGCACACACAGACUCUAAAAUGGCUACCUACUUCUGGACUUCCUAAAUGUCUAUGCAGGUAUUAAAGACGUAGGAGGCCCUUUUGGGGCCAGCCACUGUCAACUAGAGUUGAGAUAUAAUAUUAACUUUCUUUCACCCUCAGUUUAGUUGUGUAGAUUAUUUUAAUCUGCAUGUUUUAUUCAUUGUUGCAUUUUUCUCAAAAUGAGAUAUAUUGCAGAGGGGAAAACCCAGAGAUAACAAAAUAGCAACAGUAGAAUAAUUAUGUAGUUAUUGCUAUUUUUUUUCCUUUUUGUAAAGGCUUUAUCUAGGAGACUAUCGGAAUAUCUUUAAUGAAACUUCAAUAUCUUGAUUAAAUUGCUGCCAGCCCUUGAAAUAAUUAGCAUUCAUAUUACCAAGAAAGCUGCACUUCAGUUGAAUUUGGUGUUUUCUAAAUGGCUGGUGAUUCAAAUGGUGUUAUGGGGGAGGAAAGCUUUGGGGCUCUCCAGAUUUCCUUUCCUUUUAUUGAUGCUAUUUUCUUAAAGAAAUCUAGAAAACAUCAUCUCACACCCUUGUGGCACAUUACAAUAAACACUUCUUUCAAAUAAAAAAAGUAAAGAGAUAAUGCCCUUUUAGAAAGUGCCUCCAAAGAUAAGUUGAGGGCUGGAGUGGGAAAGCAAAACCAUUAAGCAAAUUGUCCUAUAAAGGUUACAGUGAAUGAAAAAGUAAGAACUCAACACAUUUGAAUGAUGAAUUUUCCAUUAGUGUAAGUUUUGAUCUGUUUUAAUUGUUGCAACUUAAUUAUUUUAUAUUUUGCAUAUGUAAAUGUACAAUGGUUGGGAAGGAAAUUAAGAGGGGGAACAAUUAGUUGAUUAGCAGUUUUAUUAAUCUGGAAGAAAACUGAGUAUAUUCCAGAAAGUAGCAUUAAUUUUGUAGGUUUAUAUGAAAUCAAAAAUUUCCACGUGUUCUCAGUAAGCGACAUUUUGAUUGAGCAAAAUGCAUGCGGUGUCGUGCUGCAAAAACCCACCACAAUGCUCAGAUAGAAAUUGUCAGCGAGGCCAAAAUGGGGCCUCUGAGAAACAAGAGAGAUGCAAGUUUGGGAGAACCUGAGGUUUGCAGAAGUAGGUUUUUUUGGUGGAUGGGGACAUCCUCCCUCCCCCCUCUGUCUGGGGUGGAAAAAUCAAAAGAGAGUUUAGCAUAUUCAUUCAGGUCAAUUGGAGAGGGUAAAAACAGGUGUAUAUGUGUGGAUGUGGGUACGUUGGUCGCCUUGAGCUUUUUAAAGUAUCCUGUCUGGAAGGAACCCAGAACAGGAACAUUCCUGACAGAAGGUGAGGAUCCACUGCAACCUUUUGUUGCAGAUCUAGUAUGGAUUGUCUAGUCAAUAAAUAUGGCACUGAAAUCAAUCUAACUCACGUUUUGAUGCAAAGCUUCAUCUUUACUUCCAAUUCAUGAGCUCUAGCCAAAUAUAGAUCUACUUUUGCGUUUCCUUUCACAUCCUGUUACCUGUUAUUGCUUACGUAUAUCCGUUUUUGACACGAAUACCCUCAAAGCGACUUUCCAACUAAUCAUAAUAAAAAUAGUAAAUUCAGUAUCAACACUAAACAUCAGUAAAAACCGCAAAAUAAAACCAGCGGACGAAGCAGCUAAAAGCAGUUUAAAACCAAUACUAUUAAAAGCGCAAGCAAACCUUCCGCACGCCACAUUUAAUUGAGUUGUGUCCAGUACAAGUUGUUGUCUAUAAUGAGCAUAAAGUUGAGCACAUUGAAUUUUCUCACUUCGCUAUAAGCUCCUCUCAGUAGGAGCAGAUAGAAGAAUCCUCAGCCAAAUAUAGCGGCCGCAAUGUUCAAGUUAUGUCAUGGGUGUGGGAAGGCUUGUUGAACCAAUUUGGCAUCCAUUUUUGUAAUUCUAUCCCUUGGCUAAAUAACUGCCAAUUCUUCUACCUUUUCUAUUCCUCCAGGUUUGCUAUGGGGUUGGUUCCCCCCCCACACUCCGAAUAUGCAGUACGUGAGGAAUGAAAGACAUUUGAGUGCUUUAUGUGCCUUUUGUGACCACAUUAUAUAUAUAUAACACACGCUGAAUUAAAAUCGCUAACACGACUAUGGAAGUCUUCUCUGUCUAUAGCUGAGGACUUUCUGGUGCAAGUGAAUAUGCAGUACAUGAGGAUUGAAAGACAUUUAUUUGAGUGUUUUGUGUGCCUUUUGUGACCACAUUAUAUAUAUAUGCGCACACUGAAUUAAAAUCACUAAGUCUUUUCUGUCUACAGCUGAGGACUUUCUGGUGCAAGUGAAAAGUGAUCCUGGCUUGGCUCCAACAAGCCAUCGCAGCUCUUACAACCACAGACACAUGUGCAGCUCUCACACCACAGACACUGGCACACAACCUCAGCUGCAAUUUGGUGGAGUCGGUUCUCCCAUUCACCUGCCUUCUGUCCUUUUUAUUCUGGGUGCUUUGUGUCCCUUAUGUAGCAACGUGGCCAUACUCACCCUCUUUCGACCUGCCCCUUCAACCUCCAUGCUUUGGUGGCUGCAUUAAAACUCCCUCAUGGACCACAUCUCAUCCACCAUGCCCUGGGAGAAUGUUUUUUUCAUCAUAGGAACACUAGAAACUGUCAUAGGUCCAUCUAACUCCACAUUGCCUGUCACUGACUGGCAGAAGCGGCUCUCCGUGGCUUCAGGCAGGGAACCCUUUCCAGACUUUCUUGGUGAUGCCAUGAAUUGAAUGUGGGACGUUCUGCAUACAAAUUUGAUUCUCUUCCACUGAGUUACAGCUCUUCCAACAACCACCGUAAGCGAUGCCUCCUGCAAGAACCAUCACCUUUAUUUUAUUUUACUUAAUUGUUUUUUUAAAAAACUUGUACUUUCUGAGGUAAACCUCGAUUCUCCCAGCUAUCCUCCUCGGGCCCUUUGCAUUUUGGCUUGUUGCUUUUCAGAGUUUUUAAAGAUAAAAGGAUUAAUGUUAAAAGAGAGAAGGAGAUUAUCAUUAUCACAUUAUCUCCACAGAUGGUGCAAACAACCCAUUUGGUAAACAACAGAGUCCUUGUUAAUCCUGUCUCUCUAUCUUCCCCCAGUUUUAAGACUUUCCAAAGAAACCACUAUUGAUCUGAAAACCUUUGGGAUAUUUAGCUCAGGAACUGUAAUUGAAGGAUGAUUGACCUGUUUUUAUUAAGCCUUGCUAGGCUAUGGUGUCAGUUGUGUUUAAUUUUGGCAACAAAGUGCUUUGUUCUGCAGGGAGACCUUGCGGAGGUACAUAUGUGCCACUGUAAACAACGAGUAGGUAUUGUGGUCAUUGUUGUUUUCCCCCUGGUGUUGCAAAUCUAAGUAGGAACAACAGGGACCUGAACUUUCUGUAGCCCCUCAUUGACUCGAAUGAGAAAUGCAGGUGAUAAUCACCUCUGAUAACAUUGUUCUUGGUUAGCCAUGUGCAAAAUGCACCACAGGUGUCAGUUGUGGAGCAGAGGAUGACAGUGUCAAGUCACAGGGAGCUCAGAAGCUUGGCUGAAAGACAUCCGUGUAGCUGAGCAGCUUCCAUGCUAUUUUAUAUUGUUGGUGUGAGCAGUGAAGUGAAGUACUUUUGUGGUAUCCUACCCCUCCCCAAUCUGGGGGAAGCUUAGGCUGGGUCUUGCUGGGUCUCCGCAUUGUAGGGCAGGGCUAUAGGGGUGAUUUGCCUUCCCACAUGAAGCAGCCCAGCGGCCUUUGAGGAACUGUUGUGUUCCCUUUGCUUGUGUGGGUGGGAUACAGCCCUGAAUUUUGAGCUACCCAGCUUUAGGGUUUCAUGACUGAUGGAAGACUAAUAGGAGACCUAACAAAAGGACUGGCUUUGCAUUACUUGCCUGUUCUGUGUAGUCUUAAAAGAACUCAGGCAAAAUCAAAAAGUGUCACCGGAUUAGAAACUGUACAGCAGUUUUGGGGAAGCCCUGACCCACAAGCCCAGUCUGGCCCAGCACGACUCCUAAUUUAGCCCACAAGACCCCAAAGUUUUGGCCACCUGCCCUGCACCUGAUGCCAUAUAUGAUGCCAGGUGUGCGGCAGGUAAAGUUGUGGCUGCAAAGACACAAUCAGGAGUAUUUAAGUGUGCAAACAGGGCUUGCAUUGGGUGCCUUUUAAAUUUGACACUCAACACAAGCUCUGUUGAAAGUGAGGGUUGUCCUGCAAACUCCAUCUGUCAAAGUGACCCACAGGAGUGGGGGGAGGUCAGCAUCUGCUCCCCACCCCUUCUCUACAGCAAGAAAUCUCAAUGUUGAUUAAAAAGGUAAUUUUGUUCCCGAUAUCCAACGUGCUGUUUUUCAAUAGUGAGGUGUUAUUUAAUAUAGUAAAUGCUCCUAUCGCAGUUCUGAGGUAUUGCAGCAGCCAAAGCUGCAAUCCCACAGCAAGAGCUGGUGCCAUCAAUGGUUCUUCAGGAUAGUUAACUUUAACUCCCUGUUGUCUAAGGAUGCACAUUCCCAUGGGCAAGGAGCUGAUGUCACCAGUAUCAGUUGGGGCAGUAAAUGGCUCAUGAGAUCAUGGAACAAUGUGAUGAGGCCAUCAGCAAACUAUUGUGGUGAGUGCCCUGAUGACAAUUACAUUUCUCAUUCAAUCACAUUGUGUUCUCUUCCUUUUUGGUAUUGGAGGUCCAUGAGUGGAAGAUUCCUCUAUGUGGUCUGUAUGGCUACAGGGAUUUACUGUAUAUGCACUCAAGUUCUGCUGGUUUCCGUACAGUUUUUAAGCCCCAUGUGGGACUGCGGCCCUAUUACUCCUCUUCGCUGCACUAUAUUGCCAUGAUGUAAUAAUUGCACUGCAUUUUCAUUCGAAGAUACCAUUCCUCUGCCAAGGUUGUAUAUUGUCUAUAGCAUAACAGAUGUGCAAUAUGUUGAUUGGUGGUCCUGUGCUGCAUUUUCUAGUCUUCAUCAUAUUGUGGGGUAUGCUUGUUUCUCUUGUGUCAUCUGGAGGACUUUUCACCUCUGCAGCCAUCCUUCUCUAUUGGGCCAGUACUUGGUUUUGCAUUUUGGGGGCUGUUGGAACAGGAGCAUUGUGUGUUAUGGGUCCUGCUGGGCUGGGGGUUAGAAAUGUUUGGGUCCUUCUGUAUCAUAGGCCAAGCUUAUAUUUGAGGUAGGGCUGUACUGCUUUUACCCUGUUUUGAACUUUGUUUUGAACUUUGGCACCAAACUGGGCAUAAUCAUCCCACCUCUAAAACAAGGUGGCCGAUGAAGGGGGAAAGCAAAGCGAUUCAUCUGGGGCAUGUUUAUUAAAACGAAGUGGCUUUUUACUUCUGCUUCCAACCCCAGGUUGAAUGGCCACCCAUUGAAUGUGCAGUGGUUUGCCUGUAACAUCAAAAGCAGGAGAGAUGACAGACACUUGUCAGGUCACUUGCAUGUCUUUGUUUAGCUUGGCGGGGCACACAUUGUGUUCCAAUGAAUGCAAGUGUGAUUUGUGCCAUUUUGAAGGUCCGUAGUUCAGUGGUAGAGCAUCUGUCUUUCAUAUACAGUGGUGCCCCGCAAGACGAAUGCCUCGCAAGACGGAAAACCCGCUAGACGAAAGGGUUUUCCGUUUUUCAAUGCGCUUCGCAGGACGAAUUUCCCUAUGGGCUUGCUUCGCAAGACGAAAAUGUCUUGUGAGUCUUGAGAUUUUUUUUCACUCCCCCCCUUUUUCUAAGCCGCUAAGCCUUUAAUAGCCUUUUAGCAGCUAAGCCGCUAAGCCGCUAAGCCUUUAAUAGCCGCUAAACCGCUAAUAGCGCUAAUCCGCUAAGCCGCUAAUAGGGUUGCUUCGCAAGACGAAAAAGCCGCUAGACGAAGAUACUCGCGGAACGGAUUAAUCUCGUCUUGCGAGGCACCACUGUAGGGUAGACAUUAGUGAGGUAGAUGGACCACUGGUCUGACUCAGUAUAAGGAGGCUUCCUAUGUUCCCAUGAUGUGCGCUGUGUGUUUCUUUUAAUACCAUAAAGUGGUUUUUGUUGCUGUCUCUUCUUGGGAAUCAUAAACGUGCACAUGAUGAACUGCAAAUGCUCUCGGUCCUGUGACUUUGGAUUCAUUCUUGUCAGGAGGAUGUAUGUAGAGUACCUUGUUAGAGGUGGCUUGGAAGAGAAGAUUCAUUGUAAGCCAAACAGAAGCCUUUGAAUGUAUGACUUGGAAAUUACACGGCCGCACAGAGUGAAAGAAAGCUAUUGUUCCCUAUGGAUGCCAAAGCAGCAAAUAAAAGGAAUGCAUGCAUGGAAAUAAAAGCAAAUAUGCAUUUUUUUUUGGAGGGGAGGAUUCAAAAUGUUUUAGUGUGUGCAUGUGCUUCUGUUAAACUUUCUCUAAAGAAUAAGAGUUUAAUAUGAAUAUAGAAAUAAUAAGAGUGAUACAUACUUUCCCAUCUUUUGUGUCACAUACAUACAUAAUGCCCCCUUAAAAACUGACUUUAAAAAUAUUCUCUUGGUAACUCCAUGAGGUGAAUUAGGUUGAGUGAUGGGCCCAGGCUCAGCCAAUCCUGAUUCAUGCAUUCAUAGUGUUUCCAUGUACAGUGGAACCUUGGUUCUCGAACAUUUCGGCUCCCGAAUGCCGAAAGCCCGGAAGUAAGUGUUCUGGUUUUUGAACGUUUUUCGGAACCCGAACGUCCAAUGUGGUUUGUCGGCUAUUGUUUCCUGGGCGCCUGCACCAAUCGGAAGCCGUGCCUUGUUUUCGAAUGUUUCAGAAGUUGAACGGACUUCCAGAACGGAUUGUGUUUCAGAACCAGGGUUCCACUGUAGUUGUUGUUGAAGUUGCCUAUGGAAAAGGCAGGAUGCCUCUCUAAAUAUUAGGGAGAGAUUGCAAUACCAGGCGCUCCCCAGGAUCUGGCAUCAGUGUGGCAAGUUCAUAACACACACACACACCAUUGUAGCUGUGGUAAUGGAGUUAUUCCGCAUGUGUUAUUGAGUGUAUGAACAGGCUCCAUGAACUUUACGACUCAGCAGAAAUUAAAAACCUAGUCCUAUCCAAUGUGCUACUAAAUAUACCAUACUUAAGGUUAAAAUAUGUUGCAUGCUUAAUUACAGCCAUGGAGGUGGGGGGUUUUUGGGGGGAGGGGGUUCGAAACACACAGGGAGAGGAGGUUUUUCCUUUUAACUCCCUAACCAAAAUCCUCCAAAGUCACCCCCUUGGGGUGCCAGUAGGAAUUUUUUUAGGGGGGGGUUGGGGUUGGGUUGAGGAUAGAAGAGGGAAGAAGUCUUACUAUCCCUGCAUGCUGUUAUUUUUGUCACAAUCCCUCCCACCCCAAGCAACUGUAAUUGAUUUAAGGAAAAAAUAGAGACAUAGCAUCAUGCUACACGUUAAGUGUAACAUGUAGUUUGGCCCCCAAUCUGUGUUGAUUGGGAGGGGUCUGUAUUGAUUGGGUUGAUUAGAUUCUGUAGAGAAUCUGACCUUCUCUCUCUGCCUUAUCAUCUGCAUUUAACUACCUUUGGAUUUCUCACUAGCUGGAGUGUUUAUCUGACACCCUCUUAAUCCAUUGUACUUCUAAGUGCUGCUAAAGUUGCCGGUUAAAUAAAUUUGGUACUGCCCUAUAAUCCAUGCAAACUUCAUUUGCAGGCUGAGCCGAUGGCAUUGUCCCUAAUGCUGAGAAAACCCAACUUUUUUUCAAUAAUUAAUUAAUUGAAUUGUUCUUACCAUCGGUAUCAAAUGAGCACACUGUAAGCCAAAUGGGGCUACACUGGUUUUGUUUGUUUUUUAAACUUUGUGGGCAUCUACAAAUCAUAAGCAGACGAUAAUACAUAAGCUGUCAGAUUUAAACUAUCUCUAGAAAAGAAAAGAAUUCCCAUAGCAUCCCCUUCUAGGGAACAUACACUGUUUUUGUGGCUUAACUGUGAUAAGACAUACACCAUAGCUGAACUCAGGUACUUGAACUUAGACCUCUCUAAGAUGGCCAGAAUUAAUUUAACUCCCUUUGAUUCAGAGCUGUAGCUUAGUAGGAGAGUGUAUGCUUUGAAUUCGGAAGGUCCCCGGUUCAAUCGCUGACCUCUCUGGGUAGGGCAAGGGAAAAAAGCCACACAGCAUUAGAGAGCAUAUCUUACAGAUGUUCUCUUCCUGUGCAAAUGCCAGAAGAGGAAGCUGGAAAGCUAGAUUUCUUCCUCCUUUGUUAGCAUGUAGGCAUAAUGCAAAGGUAAAACCUUGAGGGACACAUACCACUCUUCCAUAUUCAAACAAAAAAAGAAUGGAUGAAAGAACAAUAAUUUGGAUGUCUUUCUAGAUAAGUCCUCUUAAUUGUACAUAAGACUAGCAAGGCUUAAUAAAAAGUCAGUUUUCCUUCAGAUUCACACCAUACAUUUACAACACAUUGCUUCCCCCCAAAGAAUUCUGGGAAUUGUAGUUUGUUAAAGGUGCUGAGUAUUGUCACUCUUAGGUGCAAAGUACAGUUCCCAGGGUUAUUUAUGGGAUGCCAUGUGCUUUAAAUAUAUGGUGCUAAUGUGACUAUAUCUCUUAGAGCUCAUUAUUGUUUAUGUUUCUGGAUUUCUAAGAACCUGGCCUUGAAGGAGGAGCUGGAGAAAAAAAUCAAGCUAUACUAAAAGUCCUUCCUCACCUUCACAGUGAAGGUGGGAAGGCACUUUCUAAAACAUUUCAGUGUAAGGGAGAGAUUCUCAUGAUUUUGUGGCAAGGGGGAUACCGUCCAGAUGAAGCAGCAGACGAUAAGUUUCUUUUCAGUUUUUGAAACCAACAGCAGAUUUUUCUGCAGCUUUAACUUCUGGCAAGAUUGUUCAGCCGAGCAACAUCCAUCUUCAUUAGUAAACAGAUGCCCAGUGGGAAUAACUACAUCAUGAAAAAAGAUCAUUACCAUGGAACUGAAUGGAAAAGAAAAUGGCUGCCCCCAUGGGCAGCCCAUGAUGGCAGCCAUCUUUUUCCUUUUUCUGCAUAAUGUCCGGAGUAAUGGUACUAUGUUGUGAUGUAGCCUCGGGGCAUCUGUUUGUUAAUGAAGACUGAUGCUGAAAUUUUUGCCUUGUCCAAAAAGAUUUAAUCCCACCCCAAAAUCAGAUACUUUCUUUCAACUCUUGAUAUAUCGGGGACUGUCUUCAUGGAGCCCCCCGCCGCCGCUGUGGGAGCACCAAAAACAGCCUGGUUUAGCAGUCAAGAAAUUUCAGUCAUCAGCCAUGAGGUAAUACUUGAAUCGUGUUUUGAAAAGAAGUUAAACUACAAAUCAAACUGAUGUAGGCUUGUGCAACAUGAUUUUCUUUCUUUUUCUUUCUUUCUUUCUUUCUUUCUUUCUUUCUUUCUUUCUUUCUUUCUUUUUUUUUGAAGACCAAUGAAAGGAAAUAUACGCAACACUAAACGCUAAAUUUUAUUUUUGGCAGGUGGUACCAGACCUUCUAUUAUUCCAGCAUUUUCCACUUUGGUUGUGAAUAGUGGACAAGAGUUAAAGCUGUUGUGUAGUGAUGGUGGCACUGUGACCUGGGAUUUUCAGAGUUCGGACCCAUCAGGAAAGCCCCUCAUUUCAGAAACAAAGGAGUUACACAUAAGUAAAGCAGAAGCAAGCCACACAGGAACAUAUACAUGUACAAACACAGAGAGAUCGAACAACUCAAUUUAUGUUUUUGUUAAAGGUAAAUAUUACUGUUUUUUCCCCCUCCUCCUUACCUGAAAACUUGGUUUGUGCUUCCAUUUAUAUUGAUCACAUUGGUGCUUUUGAUAUGAUGUUUUCACACCUUAAGAAACCAGUGUAUCGGAUGAACCCUUCAGAUACCUGCUGCACCACAAGGUUGUCUGAACAAAUGCUUAGGUGUGUACCAGUUAAACUAUCACUGAACUGAUAGGUAUAGGCUACUUGCUAUCCAUUAUUCUAGGACGUGGCAGUCUUGAUCUAAGACCACAUUACCCUCAAACAACUGCUCCCAAGAAGCAUUCCGGAGAUGGAUGUAGCAUAAAACCUUUGUUUGUCUUUAUGGGAAGUUAGGGCCAUGUCAAAGGGCAUAUUGAAAUGAGCCUUUUAGGCUGCAAUCCUAAACACGCUUUUUAGGGAGCAUGUCCCAUUGAACAUGGUGGGAUUUCUGAGCAAACGUGCUUGGGAUUGUGGUGCAGGUAUAUUAAUUCAGGGCAUCUGCCUAUCACAGGCUUCCCCCUCCUAUGAAACAUGGGCAUUCCUCCCCUCCACACACACACAAAAUAAUCCUCCCACAUUUUUACAUUAAAAAAUGCAGACUUUUUGCUCUUGAGGGCUGCAAAUAGACAUGCUCAGUAGAUAGACAAUUUGAAUUGUUGUGCUUCCUGGCAACCAGAUGGGUGGCUGGAUCUAUGCCAGCAGGGAAAACGUGAGCUCAGAUACUGGUUGGGAGCGGCUGGAUCAGUUUUAGUUCCAUCCUGCUCCACAGUUUCGUUUAUGCUUAUUUGCUUAUGACAUUUGUAUGCUGCCCUGUAACAUAAAGUUCUCUUGAUGACCGACAGUAAAUAAGUAAUGAAACAAUGAAAAUGCAAAAUAAGUCAAGAAAAUCAAAAGUUUCACAGCCAAGCAAAAACUCACCCCACCUGCAAAGUUAAAACAUAGAUUUUAAAAACAGAGAGGAACAGACAACAUGAGGUGAAUCAAAAAGUUUUCAUCUGCUGUCUGAAAGAUAGUGACUGGCCCUGAGAAGGUUGUUCCACAACCAGGGUGCCACUACCAAAAAAGCCUUCUCCCUGGUAGUUAUCCAACUCUCUUCAUUCAGCGCAAAUGCUGAGAUCUGGGCCUCAAAAGAGCAUUGUACGGUUUAGGUAGGUACGUAUGUUCAUAGGUACAUAGUUGUGGAAAAGAAGAGUAGAUGUAGUUCAAAUAACCAUGUAGCCACCUGUAUCAGGACUGGACAGUGAAGAUUCACCUAGAGGCCAAGCUGUGGUCCUCAAGAUGUUUCUGAACUGCAACUUCCAGCAGCCUCAGUCAGCAUGGCUAAUAGUAAGGGAUGGUGGAUGUCAUUGUCUAGCAGCAUCUGGAAGGCCACAGCUUAGCCAUCCCUGAGAUGUAGGAUCAGAGAACUUACUUGUAAUAUCACCUACCACAAGUAAAUUAUUGGAUCCUGCAGUUGGGGGCCAGAGUCCUUUGCAUCUCUCUUCAUUAUUCAUGGCUACUGCUGUGUCUCCUCUCUUUCAGGAUAAUCAGGCACAGUUUUUUCUCAUUGCCAUUUGAUGAGAAACCCCAUAGUGUCUAUGGAGAAGUAUCUGCUCUGCCGAUUUCCUUAAGUGAGCCACUUUAGGGAUUUCUGUACACUUUGUUGACUAGACGUCAAAAGGAGCUGACUCCAUUGACAAAACAUGGCAAUGGAGGUAACGCCAAAAGGUACUGGAGUUCCUCUCGGCAGUGAAAUACCUGUGAUGAUUGAUUCACACAUGCGUAUGAUCUAGUAAGGUUGUAGCCAUCAAGUGUUGAAGAUGUACAUCUGAACAAACACUGAGGUCCAGGUGGAAACUGCUGAACCAGUGAACCCUGCCCAAUAGUUUUGACCUCGGUAUUUAUAGGGUUUUAAACCAAGGAUCAACACUGAAACUUGUUUUGAAGGCUAAAACUCAGUAUAUAUGAUAGUCAUCAGAGGCACAUCUGAGCAGCAUGCUUUCCCCUUACUACUGAGUAGCCCAAGGCUGUUGCCACAGAGCUGAAACUGGAAGCAGGACUGAACUUCCAGUAAAACUUGAGGUCCAGUAACACUAUUUUGAAACAUUGGUUUGGGGAUUUGUUCUGGGCCAGAAGGCUCCAGAAAGAUCCCUUUGAGACACAAUUGUUCCUGUUGUUGAUGUUCAGGCUGGGGCUUUUUACUUGAGCAGAUUGGAAAGAUGCCCAUGUAAAGCCCAAACAUCUUCAGAAUAUCAUGAAAUAAGGGGAUCUGAAGUAUGAGUUUCUAAUGAGUUGUGGGCAGCUGUUCUGUGGUCCUUUAUCUUACUAAAGGGAUUUAUGGAAGCACCGCCAAAAGUGCAUGUUUUCCCUAAUUUUUAUGAUCUGCUGCUGGUAACACUUAAGGACUGGUUCACACAUGUGUGCAGAUCACUAAAUUUUUCAUUAAUUGAUUUUCCAAUAAUCCUGAAGGGCAGUUGAAUGUGUGAACUUACUUCAUGGGAAAACUUUGCUUCCGUGAUGUGAGAUGGUUUGAAACAUCUGAUUAGUGGUAUUAGAACUAUGAUACUACAUUCAUAUAUGUAAGACAGGAAGUGAUGAACAGAAAUACGUGUGAACCAAGAAGCAUUUUUAGUAGUGCAUUUCUGGUACCAUUCCCACCACUGUCUGCAAAACUUUUUCUGUGGUGCUUGGUUGAUGUCUUUGAAUUACUUUUGGCCUUCAAUUUGUUGAUUUCUUCUGCUCUGUGAAGUUGCACAGAAAGAAAAUGUAUCCAUGCUGCCCAUCUGUCACUGAGAGUUUAUUUUCUUUGCAAAAUGUUCUGUUUGUUAUUUGGUGGUAGUCAGGGAGUAUGGCGUGUCUGUCCUAUUUUAUUACAUUUAUAUCCCAUAUUUAUUCCAUUGUGGAAUCCAAAUUGGCCUUUGGUUCCCAUUAAGUCUCUCAUCCAAGCCCUGACCAGACUAAGGCCUGCUUAGCUUCAGCAAGGUGGUACAUGGGGAAUUCACAUGGGGAAUUCUUCUGUCGGUGCUACAUCUCUCUCACUGAUAUGUCCCAUGUGUUUUCAUCAUGCAGAUGCUACCAGUGUGAUGCAGGUUCCAUCCACAGAUGGGAAAUCAAUCGGCACCCCACAUUAGUAACAUAGAAUCAAACUUUUCUCAUCGUUUUACCUCAAAAAGUACUCCCAAAUGAACACAGAACGCUUCCUGCAUUAGGUGGCUUCCCUGUUUUCUGGAAGGGGCAGUUCUGCCCAUGCAUAUAGAUGCAUCGUAAAGCCUUUGAUGGGAAUAAUGAAUCCUGUUCAUGCAAGCGCUGUGUGCCAGUCAGAGUGGACUCAAGCCUGUGGUUUGUGGUAGGAGGGGAGGAGUAUGUUAAGGUGUUUUGAGGAUUGCAGUAGAUGGAAUAAGCCUUUGCUACCAGUUAAAAUAAUUUCUAUUAAGGUUCUAUUCUGUUAUGGAGGGAUUUCCUAACACUUUCAGUAGGAAUUUCUGUUUGUGAAUGAGAUGGAAAAAACUAUUCAUGGUAAUGUACUGAAGUGUGAAUUUUACUGUGUGGGCUCCUAUUUCAUACUGAAAUCUAAAUAAGCAAAAGGAAAUUGUACUAUGAAAGGAAUUCUGACAUUCUGUGAUCUUAUUUCCCCCAUUAGGGCUUGCUAACACACGGUAGGAUGAGCUGGAAAGCAUAGCUAAAGUAAUUCCAUUCAUUUAAUUUGCUCUGUUCUCCUGGAAACUUAAAAAUACCUCACCAGUUUCCAGAAGGAGACAAUUUUAGUAUUUCCUUUGGCCUCACAGUUUGCCAAUAGUGAGCAACAACUAAGUCUGUUUCUGGCUAAAAACCCAAUCUAUCUAUAGACUUAAUUCAAAAUCCCUUGUCAUAAUCACAGUGUUAUAAGACUUUAAUUUUGCGGAAGUUCUUUUUGGAUGCUUUUGGGAGAUUUUUCUCAUUUCCCCCAAAUCUGUCUGGUCUUAAAGUUAGUAGCCCUUUGAAGACAUUAGGACAAAUUGAGCCAAUUACAGUCAGCUUCUGAUGUGUGGGUACCACAUGUGACAGUAAGAGGUCCACUGUAACAGAGAACUGAUUAGCCAAUGACAUCAAGAUCUAAGACAGGCAGAGAGAUCAGAGACCUAUGAGAUGUUUACAAGAGGAAAGGAUGAAGUGGGUAGUAAAAGAGCCCCCUUUUACUGGGGCCAGUGGUCAGGGAUGAUGGGCGUUGUCCAACAACAUCUGGGUACCCAAUGUUGGGAAAGGCUAAUCAGGAGAAAUGUUCAUGGAGGCUCAGAACCCACUCAGCUGACAACCCAUUAGUUAACAUCCUCAUAAUUUUCAUUCUGUUAUUUUCAAGCCAUGAAUGUCUGAAGUACACUUGGAGAUGAAUUUAUAAAGUUUUGGGGACAGUCCCAGCAAAAAUAAGUCCCAGAGGAGUUUUCCCCCCUGUUUUUCAAUUAUGCUGGAAAGCAUCUUAAUGAUGAUUAAAAAUGGAUAAGGAUUUUUUAGUACAGAAUUCUUUAAUUGCCUAAAUUUCAGAAAAAGGACGUUUCAAUAGUUCCAAAAAAUUCAGACUCUGUGACUGCCUGAGUCUGUAGCUCUGCUUGUAAAAGGGCUAAGUCCACAUUUUCACAAACACGUAGAAUUACAGAGGACCACAAGACAAUAGAAUCCAACCUUAGCACAAGACUAUUCACUCAGUAUAUUCAUCAAUUCUCAAUGUUCGGGUGAAAUACAUAUACCUCCUGUGUAUCAGAUGAUGGGAGCAAACAACACUGGGUGGCUACUGCUUUUAUGCUCUGCGUGUGAAAUUCCCAUUGGCACCUGGCAGGCUAUUGUUUGCUUGAAACUAAAUCCUCUUAGCCUAAAUCAAGGUGCACAACAAGCAGAAAAGAUGCCUUACUCAAAAAGGUUGGCUCCAAAUUUGAUCAGAGUGGUAUCCAACAUUAGUCACUGAGUACAGUAGACACUUCCUUUCUAUUGAGAUCAGACAAGCUCCUUCCCUACUGCACUUCAGGUACCAUCUGAAUACUUUUUAAAGUUCCAGCAGGCAUUUUAAACAAGCUUUUCCGAUGUUAUGGUUAAUUUUAACCGAUUUUAUCUAUCCUGUUUAUUUUUGACCUUAUUGCACACCACUUGGAAACCUCAAUAUUAUCAUCAUCAUCAUCAUUUUUAAUUUGUAUACCGCCUUUCUAUCUUACAAUACUCAAGGCUCAAGCUGAAGAAACAAAAAAUGUACAUCUUAUAACAAUCUAAUGCAAUACAAAAAGGUGAUAAUAAAACAUAACUUUAAAUAGGCAACCUCCAUCAAAAAAGUAACAUUCAACAAUCAUUAGAAUAGUGUAAAAUAAUAAUACCAACAUAUAACAUCUAAAAGUUAAACAGAAAUCCACUCAACAGUUACAAUAAUACCUAAACUAGAAUCAAUAAAACAAUGGCAAGCCACAGUACAUAAAACAAUACAAUACACAUUGAGAAGCAGAGAGUGGGGCAAGGCAGGUGGAAGGAGGCCUUGCCUGAUGGAGUUCUUCCCUCAGUUCUUCCUUAAGCGGUAUAUUUAUGUAUUCGUUUAUAGAAAUAUUUAUAGAAAUAUUUAUAUACGCCAGUAUAUCAAGAUACAUCACAGCAGUUUACAACAAUUAAAAAAAACACCAUAAAACCAAACAAUAAAAUCAUAAAUUGUUGGAGGGGGGAAAUACUUGUGUGAAGAUUUGUGUUUUACUGUGUUUUCAAUAUUUUGUUGGGAGCCGCCCAGAGUGGCUGAGGCAACCCAGUCAGAUGUGGCCAUAUAAAUUAUAAAAGAAGAAGACGACGACGAAUGGUAAUAGUUGUUGUUAUCAUCAUCAUCAUUAUUUAAUAUAUAGUCUUCAAGAAAACUGUUUUCAUUUUCAUUUCAGAUCCAGCGCUCCUGUUUUUUCAUGAGCCUGUCACAUACGCGAUGGAAGAUAGUGAUGCUCUCAUUCAGUGUCCAGUGACAGAUCCAGACAUUUCAAGUUUCACUUUGAAAAGGUGUCACGGGAAACCUCUGCCUGAGAAUAUGGAGUUAGUUCCUGAUCUUCAGAAAGGAAUUACCAUAAAAAAUGUACAGAGAUCAUUUUUUGGUUGUUACCAGUGUGUGGCGUAUCAAAAUGGAGAGGAGAAGGUGUCAGAAUUUAUCACACUAGUUGUGAGGGCAGGUAAUUCCUCUUUACUGGAAUAUCUAGUAAAACCAUAUUGAUGACUGCUAUUAUUGUGUACAGACUUCUUCCUGCAGCUCAGGCAGCCAUUAUAGUUGGUAUACCUUUAUAUAAGAUUGCAUGUUAACAAGGGUAAAAUAAUUAGAUAAUUAUUUCUUUCAGAUGGUACACUCAGCUUCCAUCAGUGGAUGGAAAGGCUUUUGGGUUGUAACCUUAUAAAAUGGUCAUGGAAUGAGUUUCCUGGUUAUGCUUCAGUCUUUGCAGGAUUAAAUAUUAUGUGUGCUUAUCUGUGCAUGCUAUAUAGUGCCUAUAAAUGUUUUCAUACUUUAACUAAGAGAUGUACUUGGCAUGAAAGAACAAUUCAAAUACAUUACAGAAAUUUAAAAUACCUCUAGGAGGUCUAAUAUUUUAUUAGGAGGUUAAUAACUUUUGAUUUUUUUCCCUCCUCUCUCUUGGAGGCACUGCAUGUAAUGAAAAACAAUGCACAUCUAAAUUGUUUUCCAGUUCACAAAUCCCUUCCAGCCAUCUCCUUAUCCAAAACCAACCAACUUCUCAAAGAAGGUGAAGAAUUUGAAGUUACAUGCACAAUCAAGGAUGUAGAUAGCACUCUGCAAGCUAAUUGGAUUUUUCAAGGCAGCGCGGUGAGUUCAUUAUACCCCAUCAGUCUUAACUAAUGUACUUGAAAGAACAAUCUUAAAAACACACCACAGGAUCGCAUUGGGGGUGCGUUCUUCAUUAGUUAUGACAAAACAGUAUUCCUGAGAAGUGUCGUUACCCAGAGCAGUAGCCUUGACAAGUCUCAAAUAAGAUACCUCAGUGGAUUCCUAGCCUUUCAGUGGAUUUUUACCCUUUCUGCCACACAUGGCAUGACAGCAACCUACCUGGGACUCUACUCACAAAAAUUCUCAUCUGCUUCUUAGGAUUUAUUUAAAGUAGGAAGUCAUUCUCUCCCAGUAGGUACCAUAGGCCCUCUUGCAACUUCAGAUUUCAUUCUUGCUUUAUGCUUCUUCCUCCCUGCUUUAAUACUUCUUGCUUUGUUUUGUGCCUUCUGGCCAUCCUUGCGUUUCCAUAUUUUCAACCUUGCUGUCAUUCAUUCUUUUUGUUUUAUUAUUAUCUAGACAAAAGACCCAGUUUUGAUAUACUGUAAGCCCAUGUCUCUGAGUGCAUUUGAAGUCACAAGUGCAGAACUGCUAAAAAAAAAACACCUGCCAGGCCUCACAGGGACUUCCAUUUUCAAGGGCUAAAUACAUGUUACAUGUUAAUACAUGAAAGGAACCUAACACAAACAUACUUUUGUUAAGGUAAAGCAGGCUAGACUCUGAAGCUCCUUUGCUUUCUGAAAUUACUGCAUUGGGAACUUCUUAAAUGCGUUUGUAUGCUAGUUAGCAUCCCAGGACCAUUUUAUAGAGAGAAAACUAUUCAGCGGCUGCCUAGGAAGCAGGCUUCAAGGGCAGGCCUGAAUCAUGUAGCCAGUCAGUAAGGCAAGGAGGAAUGAGAGUUCAGGGAGAGGAAGCGCAAUGCCUUUAGGAAUCAAGGCGGUGGUUGAGAAAGCUCCAAACUCAUAUUCACUGUUUACUGCAGGUUCCUGAGGUUGGUAGUGCUUCUGUGAAUUGCUGGCAUAGGUGAGAAGCUGAUCCAGUAGUUAUCCCCUAUCAGGGCCCUGUUAUUCAUGAGCAAGAACCAGUUCCCAGGAGUGGAACCCAGCAAAGUUCAAAUGCAUAGAGGUUCCCAGCCAAGAACUUUUUGAAGUCAAGCAAAGACUGCAGGCUGCUGUUGAAUGUGCUCGUGACUUUACCAAAGAGCAACAACGCAGAAAAGUAGGUCAGGCUUUAAUUUGAGAAAGCCAGACACAUGAGAGGAGCCUGAACAUCUAAAGCAGCACUACUACCGCAUGAAAGGUCUGGAUGUCAAGUCACAAUGCCUCUGAAGUUCACAGUUCUUUGGCAAGGAAUCACAGAUCUCACUGAUUCGUAAUCCGAAUCUCAGCCUCCAGAGCUCUUCAAUCCUUCACACACACAUACAUUUAUUCACUCCCCUGGGACCCGUUUGCCUGUGGCUGUUCCUUUUGUCCUGCUGCUACUAUUACCUGGCUGUGGUGGUGUUUAUUCCUAUUCUAUUUUUUAAAUUUCCAUACCACCCUUCACCUAAAUACCACAGGGGUGAUUUACAAUAUAAAAACAUGAAAAUGCAUAAAGUGGUACCUCUGGAUACGAAUGGGAUCCGUUCCAGAGCCCUGUUUGCAUCCUGAAGCAAACGCGCGUGCGCAGGUUGUGAUUCGCUGCUUCCAUGCAUGCGCGUGACGUCAUUUUGGCCAUCUGCACAUGCGCGAGCGGCGAAACCCGAAAGUAAUGCGUUCUGUUACUUCCGGGUCGCCGCGGAGCGCAACCCGAAAGCGCUCAACCUGAAGCAACUUCAACCCGAGGUAUGACUGUAAUGUUGUAAACAACAACAAUUCCCCCUUCAUGGUAGAAGAGUUGGCCUGUGUAACAAACACCCAAAUGCCAGGGGACAGUAGAGCUACCUAUAACUCCAGCAGCGGCCAGCUAAGAAUAUAUGGUGGGAUUGAGGCUCAUGGGGAUUCAUAGCAGGAAUUCCAACCCCAUAAUGUUCCUGAUAACAAUUGUUGGGUGUGUCUAAUGAAGGUCCCAAAAAGCUCUUUGGGGCUGAAAAAUUACUGACCUGUUUUCUGAUUUUUAAGGGGAUAUUGCUUUGUUAACUGAGCCCAAUUCCAAUUUGAGCUUGGUCAUCAUGAGUAAGAAGUCGAUGAGCAACAAGUAGGCCAGAGACAGUAAAACAAGCAGGCCAGGAAGAGUCAUCCAAGGGAUUUGGUCCCAGUGCUGCUAGGUCCCUUACCUAUGUGAAAUUGAUUUUUAUUUUAUUUUGGGUAACUCCCACUCUGCUCUGAAUCACUGGUAGUGGCAUAUCUUGUAAUUUAAGCAUGCAUGGAAAACUUCUUAGAAGGUCACGUCUAACCUUGCUGAGUACAAUCCCACGGUUAAUUGUCAACUGUUAAUGGCAGUGAUUAGAAUAUAUAAUCAGUGAUUCAUGUGUACCCAGAAAAGGACUAGGGCAGCACUGUAAUGCUAGAUAAAUCGCACAGCCUUCGGGGGGGGGGGGAUACGUCCUGGGUAAUCUGUCCCUGGAGCCCAUUCUCAGCAGAGCUGCUGACUCUUAAGUGCUUAUCUGUUGGCAAAUCGCAACUCGCCCACUCCAAGGGUGAAUUGAGCCUCAGCAGCAUGCGGUCAAAUAUGGGACCUGCAGAUGGGAGAUCUGGGACAGUUCCAAGAGCAUUAUAAAUUUUUCAUACAAAAGCUUGUUUUCGUAUGUACUCGGAUUCAUAUUCUUUAGUUUUGUUUGUUCAUUCUGUUUCCCCGCCCCACAUUUGCAUGAAUUAAAAGCUGCUGAAAUACUGGGGAAGGGUUGAUGCUUUUUAAGAAAUAGUGUUAGAGGAGUCAGUCUGCUAAAUAUGGAAUGAGAGAUGAAAGAGUAUUGGCAUUUAGCUGUGGGCUGGUAACACAGAUUCCCUGCUAAAUGUGGUUAGGAAACCAGGAGUCGGUCUCAAAAAUGGAUGCUCCCUCCCUUGGCCAGAAGAUGCAUUCUCUGCUGCCACGGUGAUGGUUAAUCAAGCAAGUCGUUGGUGCCCAAUUCUGACCCUGGUUACUGCCAACCAGUGGCCGGUGGACCAGAAUUACAUGACCAAAAAUUUCAAUUGUUGGAGAUCCAGGUUUCCCUGAUGUGGAAAUUUGCCAGGCCAAGACUGAAAUCCCUCCAGUGCCACCUCAGUGGUGAUGAAAGAACCACUGUAAUGUCUCUGGACCACAUGGGAGGAGACAUUGAUACGGCAACUUACCAAAGCAGUGUUUCUGGGAACUGGGGCUAUGUCAUCUCAGUGCUGAGAAAGAGUGGUGUUGUAGGCUCCACCCCUACCGCAUGACCCAUGUUCCCCCAGUGUAUUGAAACAGCAUUGCAAAAAGACAAGCUUUUGUAAUGCCUUUCGUGCUGCUGAGGUAAGACUGGGAAGAGUCUACAGCGUCUCCUAAUUAGAAGGCAGACUACCAAGAAUGUAGGAGUGGAUCUGAAGAAAGGAAAUAAGAAAAGGAAAAAAAGGGGUGGUGGUGGGGGAAGUGAGUUCAGCUUUUUUUAAAGAGAGCUCUGAGAACGUAGUUGUUUUGUAUGGAGAGGUUCCAGUGACAGGUUUGUCAUGAUGGCUUAUUAUUCUGGUUUUAAGUUAUGAAUAUUAAUAUGGCAAAGUUAUAAUUACAUCUAUUUUUAAUUUAUCUAGGAAAGAUGCUGUAUACACUGUAUCUUGGAUGUUAAUUUUUUUCUCUCCCCCUUGCCGACAGACUGUUACAGGGAGAAGCAGGAAUACGGGCACUUAUGGAUAUGAAAAGAAAUUAAAGCUGAACAUCAGUUCAGUGGGAGUUAAUGAUUCUGGAACAUUUGUGUGCCAAGGAAGAAACACUUUUGGAACAAUCAAUUCCACUAUAACCUUGAAAGUACUAGGUAAAUAGUAAUACUGCAGAUAUAAAAGAUGUCUGUGCCAUGGGGAGAAUAUAACAUACAGGCUGAGAUGGUUGGAAAUAUAUAGAUAUAUAUAAUACUGUAUUAUGUUAUGCCAAAAAUCAAAUAGCAAGUUUUGCAAUGUGUGUACAUCACAAUGUGAAAACAGGUGCACUAGCAUGUGGAAACAGAAAGUCCUGCUCCUGGUCAACAAAAGAGAGCAGCCUUGGGUUUCCAUAUGUGGUUACCACCCCUUUAAGAAGCCACUAGGAUGUCCUUUGUGUGUACACCCAGAUGGCACAAUACAAAUAAUGUGAUGGCAUGGUUGAUCGUAUAGACCCUUCUCACAGCAUCAGCACCUUCCUGGCAGAAGGAUGCUAAUCCAUAGGAAAGGCCCAUUCAGUUGACCCUUCCUGCAUGACUCACAUGCAUCCAUGCAUUCACACCCCUUCAUUGUGGGACUGCGGACCUGUGUGAGCUGUUCUUGUUUAUCUUGCCAUUGCAGCCUAGUUCCCUGACCUCAUAAGAAUGUCUUACGGGGGUGCACCUGUUCUGCAAGAUGCAAAGUGUGAACUGGGCCUAAGACACAACUUGUGAGUGUAGGAAGUGUUUCUGUCCUUCAGCAAGAGUACUGCUGCUUUCAAAGGAGAACCUAGCCACACAGACCCUUAGUGGUGCCCUAAUUAAGAACUGGGACAUUCACAAGCAUAUUAUGCAUGUGCGUUGUAGGAAUGCAGCACCCUCAGUCAUUGUACAGUCUGAUUUCUCUUAAGUCAUAGCCUCUAUGCUAUUUAUAAGGAAGGUAUUCUAGCUUCAGUAGUUUUGGGCCCCAUGCCUGCCUAUGCAGGUUAAGAAGAAGCAUUACAUGGACGUGACUCAGCAGUUGGGGCAGAGCUGCUAUGCUUGCUUGCCAGCAGAUGGGUCUCUGUUGCUCACCAGGAGUGGACAGGAAGGUUGGGGCAGUGCAAAUGCACCAGUGGAACCAGUUUGGUGCUCCUGCCAGUGCAUGUGCACCACACCAGCUUUCCCACCACUUCACUUCUCUCUCCCCCAGUAGGCAACAGUGAUCCACCUACCAGUAAGCUAGCAUAACUACUUUUGGCAUUACAUGCUACAACAGCCCGCAAUCCACAAACCCAGGUAUUCUAAUUUUUCCACGUCUCCUCGAAGUCAGAGGGAUUGUUUCUGGAAAUUGUGGAUUUCAUCCAUUAUCUUUUCAUCCAUCUUUUCCCUGACCUUUAGUUUAUCUUUUGGUUAGUCAACCUCGGCCAGUGUGUCAGUCAGUCCUCAGUCGACAUGUGAAAAAAAUCUAUGGCCUUACUCCCUCUCUGUGCUGUAAAUGGGUUUGGCACUGCAAAGGUAUAUGGCUGUGAUCCAGUAAUGCAUUCCUACUCUCACAAAGCUUCAUUUGCCGUAGAUGACCAAGUAGCAUCGUGUAAACCAUUUUUUGAAUUGCACACUGCUAUAGGCUCUCCUGUAGUACAUCGACCUGAUUCAGACAUAACACUUAAGUCAAAACAUAACUUGGUGUGAUUGAGAGAACAUGGGGGUUCCUGAACCAAACAUCAUGGAUGCAGCACCUCUCCCAUGGUCUUGCUGCUGAUCCGGUACCCAGGACAAACUCAUGGUUUGGCUUAGCAUUAUGUCUAAACCUGGGUUCAUGGUUUGUCUUGCUCCAGCAAGCGAGCUAUAACCAAGGUUUUUUCACCUUAUACAUGAACUACGCUACUAUGUCAGAGUAUAGAAUUGCAACCAUGUUGCAUCUUUAUGUAAAGUGCACUGAGUAACAUUACAGAAUGGGGGAUUGAUUGAUUGAUUGAUUGAUUGAUUGAUUGAUUGCAUUUAUAAAUCUCUCCACCAAAGGCAACACACAUAAAAUAGUUACGUACCAGCCUUUGCAUGUUAUGUACUUAGGCUGAAAUUCUGUACACGCUUAUCUGAGAGUACGUCCCAUUGAACUCAGUGUGACUUUUUGUCUGAAAGGGUUUUCGCAAAGAGUAUACAGUGGCUGGACUUGGUAGCAAUUUUUGAAAGGCUAACCUGGUAAAAUGGGCACUGCAGCAGAGACGAUUCAGUUUCUAUACAUUAGCAGAUUUUUUUACUCUGCAAAUGGAAAACGCAGGAAACAAGUUCCCAUCUGGUAAUUGACCAUAUGAGAGAGAAGCUGCUCCCCAAAGUGUGCUGGAGUGUUCCCAAAAAGUACAUUUUAGCAUGAAAGGUUUGAUUUCCAGAGCCCUCUAAAAAGCCUGAUCCAUUGUGUCUCAUGAACUCUAGAUGAGUUCUGCCAACCAGCCACCAAAGGUGCUUACAUUGCCCUGUUUAUUAACAUACUUUCCUGAAAAGCAGCCCAGAGUGUGGGAUUGCAGUGACAUGUAGUACUUUUUAAAUAUUAAAAUUACCAUAAGUGCUAAACUGAUUAGGAGCAUAUUCAUGUACUGUAAUUAGCAGGAGUAUUCUGAACAUGUCUUUAUCCGUAAUUGGCGAAAAGGGUGGGUACCCCUCCUCCUCCACCACCACCACUCCGCUUCGUAGACCUUUUAAUUUCACACACAAAAUGAAUAAAACCUAGCUGUUACAUUGCAGCAUCUCUUGAUUCUGUGGAUAUUCUACCGGACCGAAUUCAUUAUCAGCUGCAAACACUUGUGGGCACUGUCCCAGAAAUAGGAUGGGACACCUGGGCAGAAAGAGAUUUAUUGAUUGCUGGAUGCAAUGCAAGUUGCUGGUUCUCACUUAUAAAGUCCUAUUGGCCCAAGAGCAUCUUAUUUUAUUUAAAGCAUUUAUAACCCGCUUUACAUUUUCUAAAAAAAAAAUCAAAGCGGAUCAUAACAUCAAAUUAAAAACAUCAAAUAGAAUAUUACAAAAUAUCAGCAUAAAACAUGACGAAUGAAACUCAGAUACUGAGUACAAUAAAGUUCCAUAUUUAAAGCGGUGGAAUAAACAGGAAAAUAAAAUAUUCUAAACUUAAAAAUAUGUGGAAAAAUAAAAUAUAAAUGUACAAUUAAAGUUUGACAUAUAAAGCAACAUUAAUGGCAAAACAAGAUAACUGUUUCAAGAAGCUUUCUGUUUAUUUGUACUAUUGCAUAGCUCAUUUUACUGAUGACUCAUGUUAGUGUUGUAGGUGUGUUUAUUAUUUACUGUUUUAUAUUUACAUUGGUUGUAUUCUUAUGACAUUUUGUGCUGUGGGCUGCCUUGAGGUCUUGUAUAUUUUUCAAGGGGUAGGAUAUAAAUUAAAUACAAGAAAUGCAUAAGUAAAUAAAUAACGUCCCAUGGACUUUCAUGUCCCACUCAGUGGCUACAUCUAGGCCUGUCAUGCAAAAUGCCUGUACAGAAGUUCAGGAUCCUUUUGUGAAGCAUAAUUGUUCACCUCACUCAGUAAAAUGUCAUUGACGCUCAGUCUUGCAUUUAGCUGAUAAGACCUGCUUUUCCACAGGUUGCAAUUUCUACCAUACUUGUCAGUAAAGUUUGCUUAUUCUCUGCUGACCUUGGUUUAAUUAUACGUGGUUUUAAAGAAACCCAGAUAAUUAUUAUUACUUUUAUCUUUCCGUAUGACAACCACCAGGUAAAGGAUAUGUCAAUUUAUCAACUUCGGCAAACACAACAGUAAAUGUAAAUGAUGGAGAAAACCUGGAUUUAAUCGUGUCGUAUGAGGCAUAUCCAAAGCCAGAAGAAGAAGUAUGGAUGUACAUGAAUGAAACCUUGCAAAAUUCAUCCGAUCAUUAUGUGCGGGUCACAAACAUAGACAAAAACAGGUAAUGUAAUACAUUGCAGAGAAGCAUGCUUUGACAAAGCUGCUGGGAUCUACCCCUUUUCUGGGGAGGGAAGAGCACCCUAAAUCAUUCUGACAAUUCCCAGCUGCCUUUCAAUAUGAUGUACAGGAAAGUAUGUUUCGGGGAUUUCCUACUUAACUUACUGACCAGUGACCACUAAACCUAAUGAUCAAACCCAGUGCUUAGGCUUGUUUGCUGGACUUCUACCGCUUUCUCAGCUUGCUGGAUCCUCUUCUUCCAUUGGUCUUAACCAGGGGUCAGCAAACCUUUUCAGCAGGGGGCCGGUCCACUGUCCCUUAGACCUUGUGGGGGGGACUAUAUUUUGGGGAAAAAAAUGAACGAAUUCCUAUUGUCAGGGAACUGACAUCGGAGCCAGAGGCGGAGGCUAGGCUCUCGAGCGAUGCUGGAGAAGGGCCCAGCAGGGGCAGAGGCAGCUCACCAUCUGGGGAAAGAAAUCAGCGUAACACCAGGGAUAAAGGGGGGCAGAUGGGGGAAUCGGCGAGGGGGCUCCAGGACUCCUCGCCGGAGAUCAGCGAGGAGAGCACGGGUCCUCCACUACCCACGCCCUCCCUGCGCAGAAGACUUCCGCGCAGGGAGAGUAGGAGGAGACUUGGAGUCAAACAACUUUUAUGCUGGAAAAGGUUUAAGAAACGCCCACUGACGGAUUCUGCCAGUGACUGAGCAGCCACGAAGUGCAGGGGCUGUCCAGACAGAAAAGUUUAACAAGGCAACCUAGCCAGGAGUGGCACCAACUUACGCACGAGCAACCCCUACAUUUAUUACACCUAUGCCCCACAAAUAACCCAGAGAUGCAUUUUAAUAAAAGCACACAAUCUACUCAUGUAAAAACACCAGGCAGGCCCCACAAAUAAUCCAGAGAUGCAUUUUAAAUAAAAAGACACAUUCUACUCAUAUAAAAACACGCUGAUUCCCAGACCGUCCGUGGGCCGGAUUUAGAAGGCGAUUGGGCCGGAUCUGGCCCCCGGGCCUUAGGUUGCCUACUCAUGGUCUUAACCAUGGCAGGCAGCUGCUGCAGCAGCAGGAAAGCCAGUCAAGUCAUCGUGCUGUUGCUGCCACCACGUCUAUCCUUCCACAAUGCUUCUGGGGCCCCAACAUAGCCUUUAUCAGGACCAGUGUCACAUCAGGACCACAGAGGCAAUGUGUGUGUGGAGUUGGUUUAAAAGGGUCCCAGCCACAACCACUUAGGCUCUGGUGCUCAGUGGCUGGUAAGUUUCCCUUGCCUCGUCUUGAGACAACUGCAGGGCCUGGAUUGCUGCAGAUGGCCUUUGGGGUCAGUGGUGGGUCCUCAGGGCUUGGACAGUUAGCAGCUGUGCCAACCUCUGAUCCUGGGCAGAGUGAGCUGCCAUACUGUCAUUAUAGCCUGAAGAUUCCAAGCAUCAACUCUCUUCCAGAGUUGGGGAGACACAGCCUUCUGCUUAAGGACACAUUUUGAUAACUCCCAUCAGGCAUAAGGUGUACCUACCAGAGCUGAGAGAGAAAAUAAGUAAUUUGCCAUAGCCAGGUUGAUGGGUACAAGCCUACAUUUACCUCAGGAAAAGCUUGAAAUGAUGGUGAAAAUGCUGCCUGGCCUGCUUUGGGAUAUAAAUUGAAUUCAAUCAAUUAGAGGGCAAGGUUUCUAAAGCAAAUAGUAACAAAUAGCAAAUAAAUCCAACACAGCAGUGCCUAGCUUUGCUAAAUCGCCAAUGGGUGUUACUAGAUGCGUUUCUGUCCCACCUUGGAUCCAAAGAGUGUUUAUUGUGUGAUCCUACAUGUUUGAAGGGACGCGGGUGGCACUGUGGUCUAAACCACUGAGCCUCUUGGGCUUGCUGAUCAGAAGGUCAGUGGUUAGAAUCCAUGCAACAGGGUGAGCUCCUGUUGCUCUAUCCCAGCUCCUGCCAGCCUAGCAGUUCGAAAGCAUACCAGCGCAAGUAAAUAGAUACUGCUGUGGCGGAAAGGUAAACAGCAUUUCGGUGCGCUCUGGCACUCGUCACAGUGUCCUGUUGCACCAGAAGCUGUUUAAUCAUGCUAGCCACAUGAUCUGGAAAGCUGUCUGUGGACAAACACCAGCUCCCUCAGCUUAAAAAGUGGAUGAGACCACACCCCAUAGUCAACUUUGACUGGACUUAGCCAUCCAGGGGUCCUUUACCUUUACAUAAGUUUAUUUUGAAGUAAGUAUUACUGUGUUCAAUGAGGCUUGCUACCAGGGAAAUGCACUUUGGAUAUCAAUCUUAGUGUCAUCUUAGCUACCCAACAUCUCUCGGAAAAGUUAGUCUGAGAAACAACAACUGUUGAUAUAAAGUGACUAUUUGAAGACCACCCAGUGAGCUCCAUCUUGAAUAGGAUGCAAAAUUCACAUAGCCAUGCAGUAUGAAACUGCCUGGCACUGAGAUUUGCAUAUGCAUCUGUACCAGAGUGCAGAAGCGAUGGUCUUCCGAUUCAGGAGCCUUCAAGCAGCCUUCUGUUGCCUUUGGCAAAGUGUGGUUGUCCAAGAGGAACAAGCAGACCGGAUUGGUGUCCUUGGUGGUUUUAAGAUUCCACGUGUAAGCACAACCUGUUUAGUUUUUUAAAAUGUCUCAGGAUAGCGACUGGCCUUUCUGUUUGCACUGUGAGUAAUAUGAGUAAUAAUACUAAAUUGCUUCCUCCUCCUGUAGGUAUUCCAGUGAGCUUCACCUUACUCGACUGAAGGGAACAGAAGGAGGCGUAUACACAUUUUUUGUGUCCAACUCAGAUGCCAACUCCUCUAUAGCAUUUAAUGUCUAUGUGAACAGUAAGUAGAAAGGAGCAGUCUGCAAUAUUUCUUUAUCACAGUUCACUGCAUUUAGCAAAACACAUUGUACAUGCAAGGCAUCACAGUGAUUAAUGGGCACCUUGUAAAACAUGGUUUUGCAAAUUGGGAGCUAGCCCCAGGUGUGAGCGCUCUUUCCUUUCUCUCAUCUCAAGAACAACCCCUCCUCUUUCCCCUUCUUGGCAUUAAACGUGUUUUUAGUUUUCCAUGCCGGCAGUGUUCUCUCCAAACUCUGGUUUUCGAUUCUCCUCUAUCUCCACUUCUUUACAUUAACCAUUGUCUAGCUAGCCAGUCAUGUUCUCUCAGAGUGGUGGUUUGCAGACCAUGGUUUCAAACUGCGGUUUUAGGGAUACCAUAGGAAAGGGAAGGGAAAACCGAAAAGAGUGUGCAUUGUUUCUUAAGACUGUUUUCUGGUUUGCCAAGUACUGAGUAAAUCUUGACUAGCCCUAUAAAUGUAAAAAAAAAAGUUCAACAUUCAUAAAUAUAUACUGCUGCAUUGUUGUUGUUGUUGUUUAGUCGUUUAGUUGUGUCCGACUCUUCGUGACCCCAGGGACCAGAGCACGCCAGGCACUCCUGUCUUCCACUGCCUCCCGCAGUUUGGUCAGACUCAUGUUUGUAGCUUCGAGAACACUGUCCAACCAUCUCGUCCUCUGUCGUCCCCUUCUUCUUGUGCCCUCAAUCUUUCCCAACAUCAGGGUCUUUUCCAGGGAGUCUUCUCUUCUCAUGAGGUGGCCAAAGUAUUAGAGCCUCAGCUUCACAAUCUGUCCUUCCAGUGAGCACUCAGGGCUGAUUUCCUUAAGAAUGGAUACGUUUGAUCUUCUUGCAGUCCAUGGGACUCUCAAGAGUCUCCUCCAGCACCAUAAUUCAAAAGCAUCAAUUCUUCGGCGAUCAGCCUUCUUUAUGGUCCAGCUCUCACUUCCAUACAUCACUACUGGGAAAACCAUAGCUUUAACUAUACGGACCUUUGUUGGUAAGGUGAUGUCUCUGCUUUUUGCUUUUUAAGAUGCUGAUACUGCUGCAUAGGAUACCUCAAAUUGGGUAGCUAAUGUGGUGCCUUCUAGGUGUUGCUAGACUACAAUUGUAGUCAACUCUACAGCCAUUGGACAUGCUGGCAGGGGCUGAAGGGAGCUGUAUUCCAACAGCUUCUGGAAGGGGGUCGCAUUAGGUAUCCCUGCCUUGAAUCAACUGUAUAUCUCAUUCAUUUUCAAGGGACAAGUUUUCCUGAGCUUAGACUAAAUACUUUAUAAGCUAUAAGGCCUUCAAAAUUCAGAAAACAUUAUUCCUCCCCCACCUACAUAUUUGGCAGAAAUGUAGUGGACUACUACUAGGUUACUUAAAACAAACAACCAGCUAACCUAGUUCUGCUGUCAGAAUAAGAUACUUAAUGUUAGCAAAUAUGCCAAUCUCUGCAUAUACAAUAUAACUCUAUAAAACAUUUGAAUCAUAUUCCCCUCUCUCAAAGAAUUCUGGGCACUGUAGUUUGUCAAGUGAUGCUGGGAAUUGUAACUCUGUGAGGGCUAAACUACAGUGCCCAGAAUUCUUUGAGAUAAAUGUGUGAGUUUAACAGAUAUAGUGUGUAGGCAGAUUAAAAGUCUCAGAAAUGGUAUGGUGCGCUGUGUUCAACAAAUUCAGGUAAGUAGCCGUGUUGGUCUGACACUGUCAAAAUAAAUUUAAAAAAUUGUCCAGUAGCACCUUAGAGACUUAAGUUUGUUCUGGGUAUAAGCUUUCGUGUGCAUGCACACUUCUUCAGAUACACUGAAACAGAAGCCACCAAGAGUAGUCCCAUUGAAAUGAGUGGACCUAACUUAGUCACAUUUCCUUAAUUUCAGCAGGUCUGUUCGGAGUACAUCUUAGCUGAAUACCACCCUACUGUCUGUUCUCAGCCGGCAAGACUUACAUGGUCUGAAAGGUUUUUGUAGGUUGCAGCUGUCUCUCUCUCCUGUGCAGCUGCCUUGCUUCUUCUGACUGACAGGGUUUUAGAAUCAACGUGUAAAUUAAGGAAGGAUUACUUGGUGCACUUGUAUCAUAGCCAGUUUCAGAGUGCACACAGCCCAUAUACACAUAUUUGGUGUUCAUUAUCACCUUUGUAUCCCAGGCUCCAACCAAGGACUGGAUUAUAUCAUUUUGACUUCAGUCUUGUGGGGGAGGUUAGUGGUUCUCAAACUUUUUUCCCUCUGGGCCACACUUUCAGAAUAAAAAUUUGCUCGCACCAUGCCAUUUAAAAAAAAUAUUAUUGAAAUACUUUGGGGAGAGGGGAGAAACAACCAGCAGUGUUUAAUUUAUAACAUAGAACUGCUGUAUGAUAUGGUCGUGGGAUAUCCAGAAAGUAUAAAACAAUGCAGGUACAGAAGAACAUGAAUCAUUCCAAAAAUAUAAUGAUAAACAAGCUUCUUGCACAUGUACCGUAAGUAUAUAUGUAAGCUCGAUGAGAGGCGUGAGCUUGCUUUUGCUAGGUAAUCUCAUUUAUAUUAGGUCUAAUUUGAGACAAGCAAACUCUCAUCUUCUCAUGAGCACAAAGAAGCCUUUCUGUUUUCUGAUCUUUCAUAUUGAAUCUUCCUGUCACAUUUGCCCUCCUUUCCUGCCACGCCAGGGUGGUGUGCCACAGCCUUUGAGAACCACUGGUCUAAGACAUAGCGAGUACCCCACCAUUAUUAGAAAUCUACACGGGUGAGCAGAUUUUUGAAUAUUACUGCUAGCCCAAGUCCUAGAAUCCCCUCCUCGUCCUCGUCCUCCUCUUCUUCUUGCUUUUCUUCCUCUGCUGAUGACAUCAUCAAAUAUAGCGAAAGGGAUGUAAUGAAACAUCGAUCCAAACAUGGACCAGUGCUAGCAAGUGUGGGCAGAGAUUAAAUUAAUACAGUUUAGUUUUGCUUGGUAAGUAGAAUGUGUGUAAAAUUGCAUAGAAAUAAUUCAAAAUGGUUGCCAAGUACUUACAAAUAUUUUUCUACCAAUAUUAUUUUUAUUAUUUAGCAUUAUCUGACAUUUUCAGAAGGUAAAAUUAUUUGGUUUCCCAAAAGCAGUUUAUGUGCUUCUUCAUCAAACAUAGACUUACCAAGCGAAAUGUUGUCCAGUCACAAAAAUAAAAGCAGAUUUGAAUUCCUCACACUCAAAAACAUGUUUUUAAGACCCCUCGCUGAAGAAAUCUGCAAAAACUAAGUUUCACCCUCUAAAAUGACACUCCCUACUCUCACAGCCUCAUUCUGGGAGCAUUUUUUUUUUUUUUAAUUUUUUACAGGGACUGGCUUGAUUCACUCCACUGUUUUUAAUUAUCCCCAAUAUCAGGAAAAAAACAACAAUGAGGCUAACGGCUAUGUAUUGCUCACUGCUUCAGCUGCAACAAAUUAAUUAUUGAACAUUUCAUUAAGCUGUUUUGCAUAGUUCCAUCCUCUUGUCAAUAAUCAGCCAUAAAGUGCUUUAAAUCUCUAAUUUCAUUAGUUUAUUAAGUGCUAUUGAGCUACCAGCAAGGCAGAUUCCGAGCACGGUUGAAGAGAGCUUAAAGAAGUUACUUUCCUACUUUUGCAUCUCCGUAGUCGUCACUUCAGCACCAUUGAGUCAAUUUGCAUUGCUUUUAUUGCCAGUUUCCUUCUCCCUCCUAAUUACUAGAGGCAAAUAAAUAUUUAAGAUUGCACGGUGGCAAUAUGUACAUUCUCACCAUCGCACUCUGGAGAGGAAUUUGUCACCCACAGGCCCAGAGCUAUGCACCGUGGGGCUGACAACUUCGGUGUGUACAUUGGAUAGUAAGACCGGAUGUGCCAUUGCCACUCCAGUUUGCAGCACACAGAGAGGCACAUUGGUUGGUGCAGAAGGUUGCACCAGAAGCUUCUGCUCUCAUGUGACAGCUAGGAGCAACCAGAGGAGAGGGUGGGUGGAGUGGACCUGGCCUCCUGGCAGGGCCAUCACCACUGCAGAGCAUUUCAGGGUGGUGGUAAGGUGUGGACGAUGCAGCCCAGCCAAUCCAAUGCUCCCGUCAUUGCACCCAAGCCACCCCAACCUUGCCUGUGCCCUUGCACCCACACCAUCUCAGUAUAUGGCAGUGAUGUCACUGCUAGGAGACCAGGUUUGUGGUGCUGCCCCUCUGGCAAAUAGCUACUCUAUCUGCCCAAUGUGGAACUGUUCAAGCAGGGUUACACCUGACGCUGGACCCACUGGACAUGAAGUUGCAUGUCUUGUUUAGCAGAUGCCAUCUUGGAAAAGAGUCAUUAUAUAUGUCUCUCUCCAGCCAGCCCAUGUUCAGUAUCCAUCCACCCACCCUUUGGUGACAGUAUAGGAGUUUUUCAUUUUUUUUACUUUUUGGUCUGCCAGCUAUGUUGGCACUGGAGGAAUUAAGGUUUUUUGCUUCUUCUGCACUGUUAACCCAGUUUAGACUUUCGGCAGCAUUGGUACGGGAUGCUGAUUAAUUAGAACAGAGGGACGACAUUUUUUUUGCAAUGGGUACAAUUGCUAACAGCAACAUUAUCCUGCUUAUCAAUAAAUAAGAGAUGCUAAUAUUAUUUUACUCGCUUAGGGGUGUUAACAGAACCACACAAUUCCUAUGCUUAAAAUAUUUAUUUACCCAAAGUGGUUGACGAAGGAUUAAAAUGGCUUUUAUGGCUUGGCAAGUGGGUGCAAAACUAUGAAAGAUUAAAACAAUUAGCUGGUUUUGUUUAAUAAAGUUGUAGACCUGGUUUAACCCACUGAUGAGUGUCUGGUCCCCUUAUGUCGUUCGUGCUCGCAUCACGAAUAGAAGCCGUGGCCAAACCUUAUAUGUAGCUCAGAAAUGAGCAGAGGCAGGAACAGAGUUCACCCCAGCGUUCUCUGAGUCAACACAAAAGCAACUGGAGAUACUGGUAAAAGUCUCUUGAGUUUGGUUGGGCUUGGAAACUUGAUUUCAGGGGCAUAUAAAAGCCCACCUCAAAGGAGAGGUGACCUUUACAAUUCCAGCCGAACUCAUUUCAACAAAUCCUGAACUCAUUUCAUCCUCCAGUUUGUUUACAUACCCAGGAAUGAAUCAAGAGACUGAAAAUGAAUUGAGUAAUCUUAAACAAAACUCCCUUGGCUCAUCUCUUUCACCCCAGGACCAACAAAUCUGAAGGGGUGGCUCUUCAAUAAGUAAUUUUAAUGAGGCAUUUAAAAAUGUAUUCUAAACUUUGGAAGACUUUUCAUCCUGAAAAUACAUCCAGUUCUGUAAUUAUUUGAAAUCCAUAUUUGCUGCCAAAAGCCCAAUGAAUAAACAGUUGAAACUGUUUUCUGGGAAUAUAUUUGCAGAACACCCAUUAACUUUGGUGACAGUUCCACAGACAGGAGAGCCAAACAGAACUUGGCCCUCAGUCCUUAUGCAGAUAGGUACAUUCAUUAUGUAUCAAGUAAUGGCUGCAGCUGCUUUUGGGUAGAAUGGUAUCUGAAAGUGGACUGUGUUGCAGUCAGUGACUUGUUCAGUCGUACCUGGAUCCUGGUGGUAGGAAUAGAGGACAUAAAACUAAUUUUAAAAUAGGCACACACCACGUGUGUGAAACACAGCAGACCUCAACAUAGUAGUUAAACAUUCAGUUCCGGCAGCCUCCUUCAAUCCAUAUAUAUUCUGUCUUAAUUGACUUGGCAUCUCAGAUGUCUGUGUGCAUGUUAUGUUACCAAGGCUAGUUGCAAAUGAAAAAGAAGUAGUGAAGGGAAUACCUAGGUUUUGAGUUUGUUUAGUCCCAUAGAUGAAAACGGGUCUCACGUCAGUUUCAAGCCAAGUACGCUGCAUAACUGAAUCAAGGAUUCAUAGCCUUAAGGCGUGUCUGCAUCAGCUUUUCAUUGGAACUAAGGAGCAAACUGGAUGAGAUGCUAUGCAUGCAAUUAGCAAUAUUUCAGUGGCUUUUUAAAAGGUAAAUAGGAGGGUGGGUAGCAUGAGCCAGGUUGGGAUCCUGGGAGAGAGGGUGGCUUUAUUCUGUUGUAAUCUGAGGGGUGUGGAGCAAAAUAUACAUUAGGGUGCUAAGUUCUGACAGAAUCGAGUAUACACUUAGAGCUAACACUAAAGACAUUACUUCUGGUAUUGAGUAUACACUUAGAGUUAAGACUAAAUACAUUACUUCUGGUAUCGAGUAUACACUUAGAGUUAACACAACAGUGGUAUCUCGGGUUACAUACGCUUCAGGUUACAGACUCCGCUAACCCAGAAAUAGUGCAUCAGGUUAAGAAAUUUGCUUCAGGAUGAGAACAGAAAUCGUGCUCCGGCGGUGCGGUGGCAGCAGGAGGCCCCAUUAGCUAAAGUGGUGCUUCAGGUUAAGAACAGUUUCAGGUUAAGAACGGACCUCCGGAACGAAUUAAGCACUUAACCAGAGGUACCACUGUAAAUACAUUACUUCUGGUAAAUAAUCCAGGGCCGUUAAAAUUUGUGUCCCAGACUUUUUAGACUCAUCUGCCUAUGCCCUAUCUGAAACCAAAGGGGUGCAUUGGUUGCCAGAUGUGAAUUCCCCCCCCCCCCAGCUCUCCUACCCCACUAAGGUUAGUAUCUACAAAAUGCCCUCUGCUGCAGAAUGCAGGAAUCACUUGGGUACGGGGUUGAGUAGGCAAAGAGGCAACCUUUUAGGUAUCCUGGACCCAAGCUGCCUAGUGCUUUGUACAGCAGUGCACCCUGAAUUUAGCCCAGUAGCUCCUUGGCAUUUAGGAGGCGCUGGCUGAAGUUCCCAAACCGUUGUCAAGGGCAGGCAGUUUUAGAUGUCGCUCUGUAAACUUGUGUUCCCAACGCAGCGUAAGAUCAGGCUGCAAAAUCCAGUGAACAGUCAAGUAUCUUAGGCAUGAUGGGGGCUGCGAGGAACAGUAUUCAUGAAUGCGAUUGCUUGGGAGUUGAAUAAAUAAGAGAGCUCUUCUCUUGCCUGAAGCUGUUUUUCCCCCUGACGCUCCCUCUGACCAGGAUGUGCAUGACCGGCGAGUUCGGCACUCAGUUGAGUCAUGUUGCGAAUCCAGCCUGGCGAUUUUGCAAAAGGGUUGGUUGGUUUGCUAUUUUGACUGAAGUGUUGCAUGCAAAUACAGAGGGGAAGAAGGAUUUUCAGUUCCUGUAACAUAAUACACACAGAAGCUAAGGCCCCUCCAUGCAUAAUCUCAAGACGUAUAAAUCAUCCAAUUGUUUAGAAGUUAUACACUUGGUAAAGAGCUGAUCUGUUGCGUCUCGACUAUAGUUUUAAAAAUACGUUUGUGAAUUUGUAACCUCCAUGGAGGCAAGAACACUUCCCUUGAGUGUGUGCUUGGCAUGCAUUGGCUCAGACAGUGGCUUAUGGAUGAAUUCAUGGUUGAGAGUUGUGCUGGAGAUCUCCUGGCCCAUAGCAUAUGCCGUUAGUCUGCUACAGCAUUUGAGCAGGCUGCUCUGAUCCCCUCAGUGCUUCAAGCGCUUCUGCUGCCUCCUCCUCCUUUCUCUGUCCAUAAGACUUAAUUAACCUUCCUUCAGCAGAGCAGUGGGUUGCAGUGGGUUCUCUCAAGCACAGGCAGUGGUUUUCCCCCACAGAGGAUGGGGCUAUGUUGAAGGGCCUUUUCCCUUUGGAAUUGACAGAAACAGAGAUUCUGGGGCCAGUAGUCUACAGAACGCCCUCUGCUGCAGAAUGCAGUAAUCACUUGGGUACAGGGUUGAGUAGGCAAAGAGGCAACCUUUUAGGUAUCCUGGCCCAAUGAAGAUGUUCCAACAGGGCCCAGGAAGAAUCUCACUGCUACCAUAACCUUCCCUCUGAUGCCAGUAAGAGUCUCAGCUUUUGAGAGGGAAAGGGAGGCAGUAGCAAAGUGCACUUUGCUAGCAUCCUCUGGGCUUUCGGCGAGUAUUUGAACUGAACGCUCUCAAAAACCCGGGGCUUUUGCAAGCAUUACUCUGAGUGCUCCCAAAGUCGAAGUCUUUGUUUUGCACUUGAGGAUUUGGAAUGAGUGGGACUGUCAAAAUUGCAUUGGCCUCAGUUCCUGCUAGAGCUGUCCAGGUCCUCCAUUAAGUAAAUCCUUACAGGAUGUUAUGGAAAAGUUUUGUCAAAAGUCUUUUCCUUGGUGUACCUGUUCUUCGGAUGCCUUUUCAAAGACAGCUAGAACAAAUGUCUGUAAAUCCUAUUUAUUGCUGCUGUCUUCCCCAUGGGCUCUGAUAAUAAUCUUUUAAAUGCAGCAGUGCUGCGAUUUCUUAAAUGUAAUAAAAGAAAGUGUCAUGUCUUGGAAAAGGAAGCAGAAGGCCACAAACCUUAAUCAACGGAGAAACUUACGUUAGGUAUGUAACAGCAUAGCAAGCCCGUAAUCUUCAUUUCACUUCACGGGAUGCCUCUUUGUAAAAAGCAGUUGAGCAGUUGCCCUGAAAUCUCUUUAAGGUACCUUAGCUCUACUCAUGCUAAAUACUGGACAUAAUUAGUAGCCUCAAGCAUCAGCCUUUUUCCCAACACCUCAGUUUCGAGUAGAAACAAGAGGUCAACUUGAGACCAAUAUGAACCUGCGGGAAGACUAUACAGUGGUACCUUGAUUCUCGAACUUAAUCCAUUCUGGGAGUCCGUUCGACUCCCGAAACGGUUUGAAAACCAAGGUGUGGCUUCCGAUUGGCUGCAGGAGAUUCCUGCAGUCAAGCAGAAGCCACGUCGGACAUUUGGCUUCCAAAAAAUGUUUGCAAACCGGAACACUUACUUCUGGUUUUGCGGCGUGUGGGAGCCGAUUUGUUCGGGAGUCAAGCCAUUCGAGAACCAAGGUACCACUGUAUAGGUUUAUGAAAAUCAAUGGUAUUUUUUUCUACUUCCUGUUUUAACUUCUUUACAUUCCUGUUGAGAUUGACUUGGUUGUUCCCCCCUUCUUCUUUUUUUGCAAGAUUUCUUUGUAACAUGUUGGCGGCAGGGGGGUGGAUCUUGCAGAGAAGCAGCACCCAUGGUUUCAGGACACAAAGCGGCCAUAGAACACCUAGUUCUGUCCUUCGAGUGCUGUUAACUAGCAAGACUUGCUGGGGUAAACAUUGCAAAAUGCUUUGAUGCCUGGGGAAAACGCUGGGCAUUUCCAAAGAUGAAUAUUAUGUUUCUUUUUGGACGUCCAACACAUGUUUACUCAGAAGUAGCACUGUGUUCAGUAGGGCUUACUUGUAGGGAAAGCAUUUGUCGCUGCCUUGGGGGCAGAUGCUUAAUUUAUUGGCAGACGUUGUCAACAUAUUUCUAGUAUUUGGGCCGAAGUAUGAAUGCACAGUCAUAAACAGAUCUAAGGAAUGACUGUAUAUCUGUCCGUUUUAUUUUCAGCCAAACCGGAAAUUGUUGCUUCAGACAGGCUUAGCAAUGGCAUGCUUCACUGUGUGGCUGCUGGUUACCCUGCCCCGAAAAUAGACUGGUAUUUCUGCACAGCAGCUGAGCAAAGGUGAGUGAGCCAGAUAAUUUCCAGCAUGCCUUUUGUCUUUGGGUUAGCUCUUCAGCGCAAUAAAUUAAUAUGCUCAGAAACAAAUGUUCAGAUGAGUGGAGUGUUUAUAUUGGUAGAAGGGCAAGGGCGAUACAAAUGAUAGUAUUUUUCUAAUAAAACAAAAUAAAGAAAUGCUGUGCCUGUACAUCAUUGUGCUCUACAGCUCUGAAUCAGCCACUGGAGAGUCGCUUGAAAAGUGAGGAAUGGGUUUGAUGGCUUGGUUUCCCAACCUUGCCUGCCCCCAGUGCCUAACAGAGGCUGUCGGCCAGUUGUGUUGGCACAAAAGUGUCAUUGAAAUUCUACUCAGUAUUGAUCCAGGGUAGAUUCCAAUGUAUAUUUAGCAGAGUAACAACUUGAACACUUUGCAGGAUUCCCAAAAAAGAGACCAGAGGCAAUUACAUUUUAUCCAGCAGAGCUUUACUGCUACUGAAGGCAGAGGAGCAUAAUGAUCACAAAUCCAAUACCUUCAGGAUUGGCACUAUCCAUAAGAAAUCCAGUUGCAGCAGACUUACCUUAAACUUACAAUAACUUGUAAUAAGUCUAAACCUUAACACUAAGCAUACCAUGUACCAUAGCUGUCAACUUUUCCCUUUUCUUGUGAGGAAUCCUAUUCGGAAUAAGGGAAUUUCCCUUUAAAAAAGGGAAACGUUGACAGCUAUGGCAUGUACAGAACACUACACCUGAAGGAAAAGAGAUAGAAAGAAAAGAUGAAGCCCAGGCUCCUUCUGGCCUUACAUUUAUAGUCAGCAUGACCUUGACGGGUAAGAGAACCAGUUUAAGCCAGCUCUACGCAGCUUCUCUGAAGGAAUAACCCAAACAUCAUGAACCUGCUGCUUGUUUCUUUCACACACAGAAGCUUCCAGAACCCUCUUGAAAUGGGAAAGAUCUCUACAUAUCAGAUCAAUACUUUCUGCACUAAGAAAUGCAGACUGACAAAAAGUCCCUUUCUCCAUAGGGCUGUUUAGGUGGAAACAUACGUAGGAGCUAUUCAGAUGAACCUUCCUACACACAGCCUCAGGGAACACGAGAAGUGGGCAAAACCCACCCCUGCUAGCAGAAGCCAGCCAUGCCCUUCCAGUAAUCGUGCAUAGAGCUAGACACAAAUACAACUCUUUGUGAUUGUUUUUAUUGAAUAAUAUAAUUUAUAAUGAAUUUCCUUUUUUUUUUACAAAUUAACUUCAAAUGGAACAGUUACAUCGUUUCAUGUAUUGACUUCCCACCUAUGCCUCAACAGUGUUUAUGUUCAAAACCUUUUCUACUGCACUGUCUUUCAAACUCUUUAUCUAUUACAGACAUCUGUCUAAUACAAUUACUUUAUCAUUUUUCUCCCACUGCUCCCUAUCUCGAAUGCUGCUCAUUUGACUGUAUUUUUUCAGUAUUUUUUUUCCAAAUGCUCCAGAAAAGCCCUCCAUUCUUCUAUAAAAAGUUCAUCAUUUCGAUCUCUUGAUAUUGCUGUCAACUUUGCCUUUUCGGCAUAGUCCUUUUUUUUUUUUAAGCCAUUCCCCCUUCGUUGGAACCUUCUCUUCUUUCUAUUUCCGUGCAUAUAACAUUCUAGCUUCUGUUGUCACGUACCUAAAUGAUUUGGUCAUUUUCUUUGGCAUGUCCAUCCCUAUUAUCCCUAUGAGAAAAGCUUCGGGUCUUUGGGGGGGAAAGCCCAUUUAAACAUCAUCUUCAUUUCAUUAUAUAUCAUUUCCCAGAAGCCUUUGGCCUUUUUUUUAACAUGUCCACCACAACUCUUUACAAUUGGGAACAGUUCUCAAAGAUAAGCCCUGGACAUGCAUAGCGGUGCACGUUUAGGUCCCUUUCACUGCACCUUUGGCCCUUAAGCCAGUGUGGUGUAGUGGUUAAGAGCGGUAGUCUUGUAAUCUGGGGAACCGGGUUCGCAUCUCCGCUCCUCCACAUGCAGCUGCUGGGUGACCUUGGGCCAGUCACACUUCUUUGAAGUGUCUCAGCCCCACUCACCUCACAGAGUGUUUGUUGUGGGGGAGGAAGGGAAAGGAGAAUGUUAGCCGCUUUGAGACUCCUGAAAGGGAGUGAAAGGCGGGAUAUCAAAUCCAAACUCUUCUUCCUCUUCUUAAGAAGCAUGGCAUAUGGAUUUGUCAGGAGCAGGGCUAACAGGUCUGGUUCCUCCAUGCAUAUUUGUGGGAAGGUUCAUUGGAAUAGGUCCCAUGUUUCCUUUGCCCAUCGGCUGGCAACUUAGGGACCAGUCAGCAUCUCUCAGCGAACUGGCUGAGGCUAGGAGGACUCCGCAUUCUAACACACUCACUAUCCUAAGUAGCCUUACUUAUGACAGGACUUUUCUGUUGUUCGCUUCUUGCUCUUUUCUUGAAGGAGUCACUAUAAUUUAUGACUAAACAUUAAGGGCCAAACAUGGACUUCAGAGGGCUUACACCCACCUGCAGUCGGGCUGUUCUUGGCCCUAAUGAUUUAACCCCGUAGAAUGACAAUUACAAAAUAGCUCCCGUGUAUGGCUAUUAUCUUUUGGAUUUAUCAUGUAAUAACACAAUUUUCCAGGACACAGGGUAAUUAGAUUUUCAUUUACACACAGUAGAUUAUAGGGUAAAUGUGUCUUGUAAGCUUGUGGGGGAAAAGAGAAUUAACUACAAAGGUAAUUACCAAGUUUCUAAGAAGAUUGUAUGUACUUUCCGUGCAGGUAGAGGAUUUGCAAACAAGAUUAUAAAGCACUUGCUUAUUUUGACAGUGUUCUAAAGACAUUCUUGCUAGCAGAUAAUGUGUUUCCUAUAUGAAUCAUUUUUCACAAGUUAUCCUUUCCUAAGUUUACUUUUGAGGUGUGCAUUUUUCAUCCACAGCAACGGGCAACAUUUCUCAACUCUGCAUAUGUGAUCCGUCCUAAAAAGGAUUUUAAAUUGUGACAUUGUAGUAGAUAAUGAAGAAAGAGCAUUCUGCUGGCUGAAAACCACUUUUAGGACGGCCUUAGUUUUCUCUGUAUCAGAAGCAGAGGUUCCUGCAGAGAGCCUUCAGGCCCAGCCCAAGACAUUUUGCUGCCUACAGCAAGACACAAAACAGCUGCCCGAUUCCAAUCCACAUAUAAAGAAGCUGACUGGACAGUCAGUCAGUUUUUAUUGUAUAUAGCCAGAGGCCUUUGCAAUGGACAACAGAGAAGAAAAGGAAACUUUCAUCUUAAAUCAUACACAUAACCUGUAGCAGUUUGCAACAUGAAAAGAAAUUUACAACAUUAAGACUUAAGAUUGGAGUGCAUUCACAUAGGUGGAACAGAACUUCUUGGCUGCAGGUGCAAAUCUAGCUACCUGGUGUGUAAUAUAUAGAUGUUUAUCUGCUAGGAGUUCAGCAGUCACUUUUUGCAUGAAUCAACCUGGAAGCCAAUUAAGAAUUGGCGCUAUAAAUUUUCCUCUAGGCGUUGUAUGCAGGGGCCAAAUAAGCAGGUAGUGUUUGAUGUCCUCUACCGAACUGCAUCCAUGUAUACUUUUGCGAUCCAUAUGGGGAAUUCCCCAAUAUCUCCCCUCUAAAUAUGCCAAGGGCAUCUGUCGGAAUCUUAAUUCUACAAAGGCCCUGCGUAGUUAUGGGAAGGUCAGAGUCUCAAGGUAAUGGGGCCUUGAGUGAACGGUCUUAAUUUGCUCAGAGAGGAGAUUUCCUAGAAAAUGGUGCCUGCUGCCAUCUUGGCUGAAAGUGCAACAUGGCACAAAGGAAAAAAUAGCCAUAGGGAAUGCACCACCAUUUAUGCUACUUUGAAAUCUGACAUUAAAUAUAUUACCCUUUGGAUUAUUGUAACGUUUUUAAUGAAUUGUCAUAACAGGCUGUGAGCAUUUUGUUGACACACUUUGUUUUCCUGUUAUAUGUAUUCUGAAAAUUAAUGAGAAGAGAAAUGGGAUAAGACCAUGAAAUCUAAAGUCAUACUUUGUGGAAGAUGCAAAGUAGGCUUUUAAGCAGAUUUACAUAAUUUGGGGCAUGUUGUGCUAGAGAAAUAUGUAUAUAUUUGACGUUAGACACUAUACAUGCACUUCAGGCCUCAUGUGGGUGGGGGAGACAGACAAAAAAUUAGAGGAAAACAUUUUUUCGAGAGAGGUUUUGUUUCACCUUUUUGGAAAUGCUGGAGAGUAUGAGAUAUUUUCCCUCUUUGAAUGGGCAAAGCUUUUUAAGAUGAGGUUUUACUCACUCAAAAUGUAUAGUACAUGGGGAUUUCCUGGGUGUCAAAAAAGGAUAUUUAUGUAUGCCACUACUGCGACCCAUGUUUUGUUAGUCCAAAAAUGGAAAACGAGUGAGGUCCCAACUAAAGAAGAAUGGCAACUUAAAAUGGUGGAAUAUGCACAGCUUGCAGACCUAACAUAUAGAAUAAGAGAAUAAGAGAACAAGAAGAACAUAAAUUUAAGGAAGUUUGGAAAACGUUUAUUGAAUAUAUGGGGGGGGGAUUGUGUACACCUGAAAACAUCGGCAGCAUUAAGAUAAAUUCAACAGUGCAAACAAUUUUUGUUUGAUCUAAUCAUGGAAUACUGAAUGGUUUAGUUUAUGUAAAAUAUGCAGGGAUUUAUGAUAUGCGAAAUGAAUCAUGGAAAGAGAAGAAGGGAAGUCAUUGACAUUUUAAGGUUGUUUAAAUGAAUAUUCUAAAGUGUAAAACAAAAAUUAAUUAAAAUUCUAUAAAAAACAGGGACACGGGUGGCGCUGUGGGUAAAAGCCUCAGCGCCUAGGGCUUGCCGAUCGAAAGGUUGGCGGUUUGAAUCCCCGCGGUGGGGUGCGCUCCCGUUGUUCGGUCCCAGCGCCUGCCAACCUAGCAGUUUGAAAGCACCCCCGGGUGCAAGUAGAUAAAUAGGGACCGCUUACUGGCGGGAAGGUAAACGGCGUUUCCGUGUGCUGCGCUGGCUCGUCAGAUGCGGCUUUGUCACGCUGGCCACGUGACCCGGAAGUGUCUCCGGACAGCGCUGGCCCCCGGCCUCUUGAGUGAGAUGGGCGCACAACCCUAGAGUCUGUCAAGACUGGCCCGUACGGGCAGGGGUACCUUUACCUAUAUAAAAAACAAAAUGUAUAGUACAUAGAUGUUAAUGUUAGACAGUCUAGUACAGCAUUAGGGAAUGCUAAUAUAGAUAUCAACAAGAUGCAUUUCUUCACCUAAAGCAGCGAUGGCCAAACUGGCCCUCCAGCUGUUUUGGGACUACAACUCCCACCAUCCCUAGCUAACAGGACCAGUGGUUUGGGAAUUGUAGUCCCAAAACAGCUGGAGGGCCAAGUUUGGUCAUCACUGACCUAAAGGGUGCUGCUAUUUUCCUGGCAUCAACAUUCUGGAUAUUUUCUCUCUUGUCCACCAAGUUGGCUCACCCAGGUGAAUUGUUUCUUCCAGGUGUUCAGAUUCACCAAACAUUUCACCAGUAGACGUGAAGACCAAUUAUAAAGAUUCGCCUUUUCCUCCUUUUGGGAAGAUAGUUGUUGAAAGCACCGUGGAUGCCAGCAUGUUCAAGAAUGGCACUGUUGCAUGUGAAGCUUCCAACGACAUUGCCAGGAGUGCUGCUUUUUUCAACUUUGCCAUUAAAGGUAACUGGCAGCCCGAGUGAUAUUUGAAACGGCAUACUGUGUUCAUGCUGUAAUCUCCCUGAGACGGAGAACACACCUUUUGGCUCAUACCAUAAUGCACUGUGUUCCUUGAUGAGUCAAGGGCCAAGUCUCUUAAUGCAAAAAUUUAAGCCAGGCUUCUUUUGUGUGUGUCUUUCCAGAACAAAUAAGCACCCACACCCUUUUCACUCCUUUGUUAAUUGGCUUUGGAGUAGCGGCAGGACUGAUGUGCAUCACAGUCAUCAUUCUUGUGUACAAAUAUCUGCAGGUAAGAAUUAUGCUUGUGGUUAUACCACCCACAAUCUUAUUUUUCCCUUUACCUCCGUUCACGGUUGUAUGCACUCAACAUGGCUGUGUCUCUCUUCCAGAAACCAAAAUAUGAGGUUCAGUGGAAAGUAGUUGAUGAAAUAAAUGGAAACAACUAUGUUUACAUAGAUCCCACACAGCUUCCUUAUGAUGACAAAUGGGAGUUUCCGAGAAACCGGCUAAGUUUUGGUUAGUUUACAUGUAUUUGACCUAUAGAACUCUGUGUCAGCAGAAUGACAUUGUUCCUGGAAGGGGGUGGGGAAUGUAGGACCAGUACUACUUUUUUUAAGAAAUCCUGUAAGGAGCUUGUGUCCUCUUCAGAGCAAGGUUAGGCAAGUGACCUUCUUUGCAUGUAACCAUGGCUUGCCAAGAACAAACAAGUGUGUGGAAGGGAAAUCACAGUCACUUCACUUCUCCCCUUGUUUUGCUGCUCCUGCACUAUCUAAAGCUGAGCUAAUAGCACGUCUCCUGCAGAUGAACUACAAGUAGAAAACCAAGAGCAAAUGUUGGUUACAACUCAUGUUUGUUGGGAGCAAGACAAACCAAAAGCCCAGGUUUGGAUGUAACACAAACCAAACCAUGGCUUAGCUCUGGGUAGCAUGGCAGCAGCAGGACCAGGGGAAGAUUUUAUUUUUUUUCUACUCCAGGUAUUUGUACAUUAAGCCAUAGUUUGGCUUGUUGUUAUGUGCGAACCAGGCCAAUAUAAAACCAGUCAAGAGUUCUCCCUAGCCCACAGACUGGUCCCCCACUAGACUUGCAUUGUGUUACACUGCGGCCUGUCACAAGCUGAGGAAAAUGGUGGGGAACUUUCCUGGAGGAAAAGCUCUGCAUUAUUUGUGCCAUGUUCUAAGUAACUCUGCUUCCAUAAUUUGUUGUUCUGCUUACAGUCACCUCCAAAUUACGUCACACAUACAGCUAAACCCCAGCAUGCAUUUUAGAUGCCUGUACAGUGGUACCUUGGGUUAAGUACUUAAUUACUUCUGGAGGUCCGUUCUUAACCUGAAGCACCACUUUAGCUAAUGGGGCCUCCCGCUGCCGCCGUGCCGCUGGAGCAUGAUUUCUGUUCUCAUCCUGAAGCAAAGUUCUUAACCCGAGGUACUAUUUCUGGGUUAGCGGAGUCUGUAACCUGAAGCAUAUAUAACCUGAACCAUAUGUAACCGAGGUACCACUGUACUUUGUUACUGAUUUUUUACCUGCAACUGUUGUCAAAUAGCGAAGACAUAGAGACAGGAGAGAUGGAGUCAAAGAGGGAAAGGUUAAGUCAGAUGUGCGGAACAAAGGGGAGCUGAGGGAAAAUAAGGAACUGUAACUUUGGGCCCCAAAAUAUUAACAAUAGUGUUGGACUUUGUGUAACAAAUUUGCUGCCCCCCCACCCUCUACCUAGAUUCAUGAAAUAAUGGAAUUGACAGCUACUCAGUGGGACACUAUUUGUGGAUCUUACAAUGGCCUAUCCCUGCUUUAAAUUUCUUUAAAAAAUAGGAAUUGGAUCAGGUUGCAUUGCUAAUCUGUUUAGUAGCAGCUCAAUGUUUGGUUGUUGUUUUUUAAACACUCUGAAAAUCCUUUAGGCAAGACUCUUGGAGCUGGAGCUUUUGGGAAAGUCGUUGAAGCCACUGCCUACGGUCUCUUCAAACCUGAUGGAGCAAUGAGAGUAGCUGUAAAGAUGCUCAAACGUAAGUUCCCAACACCUCCGUUGCAAGUUUUACUUAUUUAAAAAUAUCUCUCUUGCCCUGUCUUCCCAAGGGUUCCGAAAGCGACAUACACGCCAGAAGAUGAAAACCAUACCUCAUUGCUACACAUUGCCUUCAGACCCAAAUUCCUGCAUAAAUUGCCAGCUUCAAAUAUCUGAAGAGCUGCCAUGCAGGAAAUAUUAGGACACUAGUGCUCUGUUGUUCCAGAGGACAGAACUAGAAUUGGUGGGUGGAAAUUGCAGGGAAGUGGAUCUCAGCUAAACGUUAGGAGGCGCUUCCUAAUAGUACGACCUGUUUGAGAGUGGAAUACAGGCUGCCUUUGGAGGUGGUGGGUUCUCCUUUGUCAGAGGCAUUAAGCAGAGGCUGGGCAGGCAUCUGUCAGGGAUGCUACAGCUGCUUCCAACAUUGUAGAUACUUGAUUGAAUGCUGGGUUGGUCUAGAUGACCUGGAAUCCUUUCUGGUUCUGUGAUUCUAACUGGUAGAGUGUGGGCCUGGAAGCACCUCCUUGGGAAGGAAAUUCCAUAAUGAAUCUUCAGGAACGCUCCUUCCCACACACACACCAGUAGCCAUUUUCCCAGCUUCAGGAGGGAGUUUGAGGUGGGGUUGCCAUCCAAGGAUCUCCAAAAUAUGGAGCACAUUGUAUGACCAUAAGAAUGUAUCCCAUUUGUUAGAACACUGUAACUCAUCAGAUUAAAGAGAGUUUUUCUCCCAGUUAUUGUAUCCUUUACAAGUAAAUGUUCCUAAGAUCAGAAACCAGUGUGGCAAGCCUAGUUUUAAGCAGAGCCUUCUUGGAAGACCUGAAAGCACAUUGGGCCAGGAAGCAACCUGGAACACCUCGUGGUGUGUUCCUUUGCGACUCACUUCUCCCUUUUUAAAUCCGCUGAAUUUCUCAUCUUUCUCUCUCCAGCCAGCGCCCAUUUCACUGAGAAGGAAGCCCUGAUGUCCGAGCUGAAAGUCCUGAGUUACCUUGGCAACCACAUUAACAUUGUCAAUCUACUCGGAGCCUGUACAGUUGGAGGUACAGUUUUCAAUCUGUUGCUCAGUUUGGGGAGGUUUGAGGGGAAAGCUAGUAAUGUUCACACACAGAGAAAUGUCCUAUUCCGGCAUUCCGGCAUCUUGUGUGUCGGCAAACAGGUGAGGAGAAGUGGGGAGUGGUCUGUGCCGCCAAGCCCUGCCCCAUAUGGCAGUUCAGAGCCCUCCAUGAAUUUGAGGGAGAAGGUGUGAAGCAGAGAGCCUCCUCUGCCCAUGGAUAGUCCUCACAGGACAAAACCAGUGCUCCAAAUUACACUGGGAGCUUCCCUGCUUCAGGGCAUCAGUCUUAAACUUUAAACCAGUGGUUCCCAACUGGUGGAUUGUGAUCCCCAGGGGGUCCAUGGCACCAUUCACAUAAUGAAAACUACCAUAGAGAUAGCAAAAAUUUCAAAAGUUGGGGGUCCAUGGCUUGAAAAACAGGAGGUCUACGGGACUUAGCUAAUUGGGAUUCGCUGCUCUACACUGUGUACAGGUGACACAUUGGAGGGAGCUUGGUGGAGCAGCCCAUCCUUGCUACUCCUCAUGUGUUUGCUUACUCUGAAGGAGAUCAAACGCUCCAUUCUACACACAAGAGGAGGAGGCAUCUGCAGGCUCAGGGGGACCCCAAGGUUUGCAGAAGUACACAAAACCCACCGAAGGAAAAACCCACAGGAGGGCAGGAAGCAACGGGCAGUUUGAUGACUGAGCACACUUAGUGGCCGCCGGAUGUCCGUUGGGGGUGCGGGGGAAAGGGAACAGAGUGUCCUGAAAGAAGGCAAGCUUGACUGGGAUACUGAAAAGGAGACCUCACAGCCCCAAGAGAAGGCUUGUGCUCUUUUCAUAAUACCUCACCCAGCAUAAACAAGUGUAGUUAUUGCUAUUAUGGAAAAUAGUUCCGGUUCUGUGUGAGUGGAGAGGGAACUAUCCAGAAUAAGUAGCACUGAUACAGAACCCUAUAUUUGAAAUCUCAGGCAUCCGGUACUUGAAAUGACCUAGAGGCAGCCAGGCAUUCAGAAAAACACAUCUUUGAUAUAAAAACUUUAGAACCGUAGACGAUUUGAUUCUGCCCUUAAAUUUCCCUUUUAAUCAUUUGAAAAGUCUGGAGCUUCUAGCUUUCUGUCUCAGUAGAGAGUUCUGUCUGAAUGGUUCUCCCUCCCUCCCCCCAAUUACAUUGAAGACUAUAAUAUUUUAUAUCAUUUCCAAAACAUUACUAUAAGAGCGAGAAGUCUACUGUAAACACGAGUGAAUCAAAAGGAUUAAUGUUAGAAGCUUACAUUUGGAACAGAUAACUUCCUUCAGGAAGAGCUCCGGAAUGAAACAGAUGUGUCUGGUUUGCACCAUUAUCACAGGACUUACUUAAUUUGUGUGUAUGUGUGUUUCUUAACACUGCAGCCCUAUUGAUGUGUGAAAAUAAUUAAUUGGGAAUGACAUCGUCUUAAUUGGAAAUAAGGCUCAGUGCCUGAAUAGAGAAUCCGCUGAUGUAAUUUCACCCUGACUUUUCAAGCUGAAACACUACUCUAUAGUGUGAUUUGAAAUGGCCCAUUUUUGUACAUGUAGCCAAAUAAUCGAGGGGCUUUUUGUUUGUUUGUUUGUUUGUUUGUUUGUUUGUUUCUGUUUUUAAAUAUGCCUGAGCCAGAAUGGAAAAUUCACCCACUGCUUUUGACUUCCUCUGCAUCUGCAGGUCCUACUCUGGUCAUCACAGAAUACUGCUGCUAUGGUGACCUUUUGAAUUUUCUGAGAAGGAAACGUGACUCCUUUAUUUGCCCAAAGCAUGAAGAAACAGCUGUCUACAAGAACCUUCUCUAUCAAAAGGAACACAUGUAGUAAGGAUGUGGUGCCAAUAUUUGUGGUCAUUGCCAGGAAAUCACAGUGUACCUUUUGUGCGCUUGUGCAUUUGGGAGGGGAGUUGUUUUGUUGCUUUUCACAGCUUUGUACUCAUUUUGUGUGUGGGGUGGUUUGGGGGAGAGCUUUAAUUUAUCACAUUGCUUCUAUUUCAUGCUUCCGCUGAGGAAUUCAGGAUGGUGUACAUAGAGGCUGUCCUAUUUUACUAUCACAACUACCUUGUGAGGUAGUCUGGGCUGAAGGAUAAGGGGCCUGCCCAGGACUACUCAGUUAAGCUUAGAAGCUUUAAAGGAAUUUCAAUCCUGGACUUUGUGAUUCAAGUCUAGCACUCCCAUUCUGGCUGUCUUUUAAGAGAGCGCUCAGAUUAUUCCUCACAAACUUUUGACUGAGUCUCCCUGUUCCCUGUGGAUUAGAUUAGUGUUUCCCAAACUUGGAUCUCCAGCUGUUUUUGGACUACAACUCCCAUCAUCGCUAGCAACCAAGACCAGUGGCCAGGGAUGAUGAGAAUGGUAUGGGAUUAGGAACCCCACAGCCAAUGAAUAUUUGUUUCCAUUGGACAUCCCUUCCCGUUGUCUUGCAGCCUGGCAAAGUUAUGUGCUGUACAACUACAAAUUUGUCAGCCAACAAUCUAGAAUGCGAGACUGUGAGACAGUUGAUAAUAUGGAUUAAAUAAUUCUCUCUCAAAUAAAAAAAUGAUAUGUUCAUUCAGGUCAUCUUCUCUACAUAGCUGAAAACCUUAGUCACUCCUCAUCAUACAAACCGCUAGGGGUCCAGUGACCCAAGCCAACAGAUUCCCCAUAUAUUAUCCAACCUCAUAGUUCUUCUGUUUUCCACAUAGUGAUGCCACUGAUGAAUACAUGGACAUGAAACCAGGAGUUUCUCAGGUCAUCCACACCAAAGCCACUAAAAGGAGUCCAGGAAGGCCAGGUAAGCUGCCAAGCAGGAUUGGAAAAGAAAGAAGGAAAGUUCCUUUUUUGAAAUGGCUCCUACCUAUCAGAACAUGUCCAUUAAAAAACAACAACACCAGCCCUAAUUCAGUGUAUUAGAACUUUAAUAAUCUACACUAAAACGGAAAACAAUUUUGCAGUUUUCCAUUGGGUGGGCUCAUAUGGAAUCGCUUCAUGUUUCAAUAGCAGCUUAGGGGUAUUUCUGUGUUAAUUAAGUGCUGUGCUCUGUUAAUAGAAAAACUGCUAUCUUCCCAAAUGUUCAUAAUUAAUCCAUUUAUGUAUUGUCCCUACUUGCGUUGCGUAGGAUCGUUUGCUAAUCAGGAUGUCACCAUUGCCAUCUUAGAAGAUGAUGAACUGGCUCUGGAUAUUGAAGACUUGCUAAGCUUUUCUUAUCAGGUGGCAAAAGGGAUGAGCUUCCUUUCUUCCAAAAAUGUGAGUGGAGAAGUUGGGAAAUAAUAAUUUGUUCACCUAGAGGAGCACUAAAUUGAGCAUCUUUUUCACUGCUGAGUAAUUUUUGAAAGGAUGGGAAACCAGCUAUCGUCGGGUGGGAUGCAUUUGCCUCCUGCUCUUGAUGUUUUUACACCUUGGGAAUGUAAAAUAACAAUUCUCCCCCAGCAGGUACACCUCCCAUGGGGAAAUAAGAGGUUGUGGAAUAUGGGCAGGGAAUCAGCUAUGUUCUUCAGCCUGGAGAAACAGACCCUUUCCAAUCAUGUCGCUUGGGGAAAGGAGGAUAUAUGAUGAUAUUGUGACCUGGGAUGGUCCUUUGGCUUCCAGGUCAGGUGGAGUCUGUCUCAUAGAAUCAUAGAAUCAUAGAGUUGGAAGAGACCACAAGGGCCAUCGAGUCCAACCCCCUGCCAAGCAGGAAACACCAUCAGAGCACUCCUGACAUAUGGUUGUCAAGCCUCUGCUUAAAGACCUCCAAAGAAGGAGACUCCACCACACUCCUUGGCAGCAAAUUCCACUGUCGAACAGCUCUUACUGUCAGGAAGUUCUUCCUAAUGUUUAGGUGGAAUCUUCUUUCUUGUAGUUUGGAUCCAUUGCUCCGUGUCCGCUUCUCUGGAGCAGCAGAAAACAACCUUUCUCCCUCCUCUAUGUGACAUCCUUUUAUAUAUUUGAACAUGGCUAUCAUAUCACCCCUUAACCUCCUCUUCUCCAGGCUAAACAUGCCCAGCUCCCUUAGCCGUUCCUCAUAAGGCAUCGUUUCCAGGCCUUUGACCAUUUUGGUUGCCCUCCUCUGGACACGUUCCAGUUUGUCAGUGUCCUUCUUGAACUGUGGUGCCCAGAACUGGACACAGUACUCCAGGUGAGGUCUGACCAGAGCAGAAUACAGUGGCACUAUUACUUCCCUUGAUCUAGAUGCUAUACUCCUAUUGAUGCAGCCCAGAAUUGCAUUGGCUUUUUUUAGCUGCCGCGUCACACUGUUGGCUCAUGUCAAGUUUGUGGUCAACCAAGACUCCUAGAUCCUUUUCACAUGUACUGCUCUCAAGCCAGGUGUCACCCAUCUUGUAUUUGUGCCUCCCAUUUUUUUGCCCAAGUGCAAUACUUUACAUUUCUCCCUGUUAAAAUUCAUCUUGUGUGUUUUGGGCCAGUUCUCUAAUCUGUCAAGGUCGUUUUGAAGUGUGAUCCUGUCCUCUGGGGUGUUAGCCACCCUCCCAAUUUGGUGUCAUCUGCAAAUUUGAUCAGGAUGCCCUUGAGUCCAUCAUCCAAGUCGUUGAUAAAGAUGUUGAAUAAGACCGGGCCCAAGACAGAACCCUGUGGCACCCCACUAGUCACUCUUCUCCAGGAUGAAGAGGAACCAUUGAUGAGCACCCUUUGGUCUCUGUAGAUUAACAGAGCUGGCCUUCAGUACUAUGACCAACAGUCAGAGGAAGUGUUCUAAACUGGGGCGAUACUAUGGGCACCUGUAAAUACUGCUUUGUACAGUCGGCCUUUUUAUAUACUUUUAAAAAAGCUCUUCACCUAACUUUAUCUGCUUCAUACUAAAUGUUUGUACUAAACAACACCAUAUAACAACCCAAGCCACUUGGUGGAGGGCAUCCCUUUCUGGCUUCCUUGGAUCAUGGUGAACAAGAUUUAAGUAGGUGCAGUGGGUGGAAACCCCAAUGGAAAACAUUCCAGUUCGGAAGACAUUACUUGAAAGCAUAUUCCAUUGAUUUCCAUGGACCUUUCCUCCAAGUGACUGUGCCGUGAACAACAUUCUGAGUUGGCAGAAUCAAGAGAACUAGGGAAGGAAAGCUGUCCUUCCCUUUGUGGAAUCAAAUGGAAAUAGAAAUGGACACAAAGUAAAGCAAGGCGAGCUUACUAACUGUAGGAUGUUACUGUAGCUACCUUGGUACAAUCCAGUCUUUAUCCAAUAAGAUCCUGGUUCUCCUAUCCUCAAAAAGUCAUUUGGCUAUAGCCACAGGACUCCGACCAGUAGAUUAAGACCAAGGUGCCCAAAUAUAAUAGAAGUGCAGUUCUGCACAGUUGUAUUGGUGGUGUGCAAUGCAAAACAAUCAUAUUUGGUGUGUGGGUGUGUGUGUGUGUGUGUGUGGGUGUGUGUGUGUAUAUAUAUAUAUAUAUAUAUAUUAAUUAUAUAUAUUUUAUUCAAUCCCUUCAGUGCAUUCACAGAGACCUGGCAGCAAGAAACAUAUUGCUUACUCAUGGGCGGAUUACAAAAAUAUGUGACUUUGGCCUUGCAAGAGAUAUCAGGAACGACUCAAAUUAUGUGGUCAAAGGAAAUGUAAGUAUGUUUGAAUGCAACCUGUACCUCUGUGAAGUGUGUUGUGGAACUGCAUUUGACUCUUAGUGGCUGGAGUUCAUGCCUUUCAGCGUCUGUGUGCCAAAUAGCCUUUGCCUAGGGGGGCCAACUUAGAAUAGGAAUGGAGAGAUGGACAGUGGAAACAAAUUGUGCUGAUUUUCAGAACAGAAGGUAUGGAGGAGGUCCCUUCUGUCAUAGGUUCGUUUGUUGCAAAUGGCCUCCCCUCAGAUAAACUUCCUCUCAACUAAAUCUCUUCAUUAAACCUGUAAUCUCUUCCUGUGUGCCAUGUGUGCGGUUGAAACUGUCUCCUGAGGUAAGGAGAAUCUGACUCAUCUGAGGCUCAGGCAAAGAAUAUUACAUUCCUUCCUUCAAGUUUUACCAUCACUCCUUUUUCCCUUGAAAAAUUCAAUGUGAUAAUCAGGCACGAGCUGUGAUGACAGAAUACAUGCAGCACAGGCAAGCAAACAAGAGUAUGAAAGCCCCUUAAUAGCAUCUAAAUGUGCAAAGAAACUUAAGUGAGGACCAGGUUUAAUUUUGAAGCCUCAGACUAAUUAUCUGCAUCUAGGAUUUUUAACAUACAGGGCAACAGCUUGCAAGGGGGGCAGUAAGUAAUUGAAUUUCAUUUGCCUAGAUUAAGGGGUUUCUGUGUCCUGAGUUGCCUGAUGUUUCAUAGUGUGAAAGAGUCAGGAGACGAAUUGGCUGCAGCUGUUAGGAGCCAGGGAUGUUCCAUAAUUGUUUUUGGCAUAAUAUCAAAGCUGAUGCUAGGGGAACUCCAAUCACCCCGAAGAGUGACAGCAGCCAGCACCUACCUCCGCCUCCAGCAAAAAACAAUUCAAUCAUCCUUCGGUGAUCAAAGAUAUGGUGGCUUUUAGAUUAUCGCUCUAAUUCAAGGCUACCACUUCAUCUAAUUACACUAAACAGUAACACUAAUUGGUUUCCUGAACCCAAACAAUGAAUUGUGGUUGUACCAUACAAUGGCAGCCACUUGAUGAAACGUGAUCCUUUGAAGUGCAGUGAUUUUAACCUAAGAUUGCUCUCUAAUGCCCGAAACCAACUUAAAAGGGGUUUCAUUAGAGAAAACGAACUGCUUUGUGAUAAGAAAACUAGAAACGCGUAAUCAUUUAGGAAUUAUAUAGGCUACAGCAACAUUAAGAGUUAGACCGACUUCCAAGGUGCUGCUUUAAUCAAGCCCAUUGGAGAAUCCAUUGGGACGCCUGACUUACUAUCUUUUAACAGGAAGAUCCCAGCUAUAUCACAAAAUGUUUUGAAAAGUCCCUUCAGGUUCAAAAAUGGGGUGCCUGGGGCCCUGCUGUUCAAGAUGCAUAUCUAAAACCCACUUGAUUCCAUAAAACUAGUAAUACAGCGCUUGGGAUACUGGCCUUAGGUUGUUUCUAUUUUAUAAGAUUUUUUCAUUGUAUUUAUAAGCAGUUUCAAACGGUUCAAACUACUCUGAACAAAUAAAAACACAAAGUACAUUGUAGCAUAGCCGUGGGAUACUAUAAAACAGCAAUUGGAUAAAUAGGAUCAUCAUCAUGGCUAAGUGUGUUGUGAUUCUUUUUUAAUCGAUAUGUUGUGCUCUCUAGAUGUUGUUGACAACAACUCCCAUCAUCCCUCACUAGUGGCCAGGCUGACUGAGGCUGAUGGGGGGAGUCCUAGACAACUUUAAGGCACCAGCGCUAUAGGCAAUACUGAGUACGUUUGGUUGCCAUGAUUGCCUGAUUUGUCUUUCCUUUAGCUGUCUUUCAAUGCAAAAGGUGUAGAAGUUUGGCUACAUUUUUGUAGAAGCAGGCCAGGGAUUUUAAUCUAGGUGGGUUCUAAGCAUUUCAGAAUAUAGUCAGCCAGUUUUAUUGCACAUAGCCAAAGGCUGCCGCAAUGCACACAGAAACAUUCAACAGUUAAAAGAAAAUAUACUGGAUUGAUAGAAAAAACUUAAAACAUUUAUACUAUCAAGACAUUACCUACUUUAAACAGAGCUAUAAAAGUACCUUAAUAUACAAAUUAAGACAUUAAACAAUAAAAUUUAUAAGCUAAAAUUAUCACAUGGCCACUAAUAUAUUAAAAAAUAAUGUUAAUUAAUACAAUGUGCAAUUAUAUUCGGAGUUUGGUGAUAAUAUCACUUUCAUUUUUGUUACCUGGAUUAAGCUCCUACCUAGAGGGUUUUGAAACGAACCCUUUCCAGUGCCUUGGUGGCAUUGUCUUAUGGCAAUGAAUGCCCAUCUCUAUAGCUGCUAUUUCUGAUAGGAAUGACUUUUUCAAUGAGCUGUGCAAUCCUGUCGCUGGCUGCUGGCAGGGCUUAAUGGAGCAAUGCAGCCACGUCUGCAGCCCAGCUGGCUGGGGCAGAAGUUGAAGGAGCAAGCAGAUCCCUGAACCAGUCUGGAGGUAGCACAGCAACUGGACCGAAAUCAGGCCUGAUGUAGUCAUGAUGGCAGUGGGGUUGGCUCAGCCCCUGCCCGCCCACUUAAUGCACUCAUUUUUCAUUUUCCCUUCCUUUCUCUGUAAAGGCACGACUUCCUGUGAAAUGGAUGGCACCUGAAAGCAUUUUUGAAUGUGUAUACACUUUUGAGAGUGAUGUCUGGUCUUACGGAAUCCUGCUUUGGGAACUGUUCUCUCUAGGUAAGAUGCAUAUGGCUAUCAACUCUUGUAGUUUAUACAGAGCUACAACAAUUACUUCUUGGAUCUUUUGUUUCUCACAUUUAACCAAACCUGAUAUGAUAUAUUAACAGACAGCUCUGUGUUAACAGGAAGCAGUCCCUAUCCUGGAAUGCCUGUGGAUUCCAAGUUCUAUAAAAGGAUUAAGGAAGGAUACAGAAUGUUUACUCCAGAAUUUGCACCUGCUGAAAUGUGAGAGGCCAAAUUUAUAACAACGUUGAAGUGGAAAAUGUCAAACUUCUAGAUUUAAGCUUCUUGAUUUAAGCAGUGUAUUUGUGUUCUCCUGCUCAAAGUUGUAGUCAUGAAAUAAACUGCAACUGAAUAUUUACAAAAUCUCCUAUCACUGCCUUAACUGCUGGUCCUAGAUUCAUUUACUUGGAAGUUUGCCCCAGUGAAAUCAGUACGAUUGAUGUCCCACAUACAUGCGUGUAAGAUUGGGAUAUUAGUUUGCAUUAUGCUCUGUACUCAAAUUUCUUUAAAAAUAGAAAAACAAAAUCUGGCCACAAUAUGACCCAAAGCACGCACCCAGAAAAUCUGGAUUUGGCAGUGUGAGUAAAUGAAGCACAUGAUCUGUGAAUUUUGAUCUGGGUAGCCCAAGCAGUGGUCCAGCUCUCUGGGGCCAUGUUCUAGCAUUAAGGUGAUGGCCCCCUCCCAAAUUUGUUUAUUUUGAACAAUUGCACUUAGAUUCUGGAGAGGUGAAAUGACAUAGACUGGACUCCUCACUACACUGCAGCCCCUAGAAGUCCUGCCCAGAUGACACCCCACAUGACCUUUUGAAAUUUUGGAAGCCAUUGCUGAUGAACUUCCGAACCUGUCUUGAAACUUGCAACCGGUGCAACAUGAUCACAGAAGCAUUAGAUCUAUACAACUGACGAAUUAAGCAAAUGAUGAUGAUGAUCAGAGAAAACAAACUUGUGGAAUUUUGUGUCCCAAAGUUAGCUAGUUUCCGUUUGAUUUUCUCGUCGUAGCUGAUGGGAUGUUGUUGAUAGCCAGCAGGCCAUGGCUGUCAGAUGACCUUAGCAAAAUAAUAACAACAAGCCUGUGGUUACGUGAAACAUACUCAAUAAACACACAAGACGUAACUGGCUGUACUUUUGAAUAAAUAACCCUUCAUGUGUAUUAUUGGACUCUAUGAACAGACAGGUGGAAUAGGCACUUAUACAUGUAUGGACCUUAUGCAUGAAUUGACUAGAGAAUGAACUGAUCCACUGGGUCUUCUGCUUUUUUCGUUGAACUUUAUGAGACUUCCGUUGGAAUCUACAAGUUGAUACAAUGAAUAGUAUACCUUAUUUAUUCAAAAGUACAGCCGGAUAUGUCUUGUAUGUCAGAUGACCUUGACAGCAAGGUGUUCAAGAUCUGAUGUUCCCAUAAGUCCUGCUCUUUUUUUCCUGCCAACAGUGUGCUAGACCAUGGAUCUAGAUCUAGAAGGGUAGCGUCUCUGCUCAGAAGCAAAGAGCGUGCAUGGAAAGGGUGCACUAAAUAAAGAAAGAGGAUGGGAACAAAGGGCUAGGGCUACUUGACAGCAGAAAAGCGAGGUGUCUAUGAGAGAUAGGUUUUGAAAGAAGUUGAGGUGUUCCAUGGAAUGUCCUUUGAUGACAAAGGCAUAUCAACUCACAGCACCUGCAUGGUUGAAUGUAAUAUGGGGUCUUCUCAAAAAUAUGGCAAGGCAAGAUCGGAACUGAGGACAUAGGCCACCAUACAGCCCCAGGUUGUUGUUGUCUUUUUAGGAUUCCACACACAAUCACUAUAUUUUUUAAUCUUUCUACUUAUUCCAGUAAACUUGGUUUGCUUUAAAAACUGCAGUAAAAUAGUAUGCAUUUCGAUGCCGUAUUGCUCAUCGUUGCUCUACAUGUUACUUAACAUUUCACCGACUGGCUGAAAUCUCAGUUGAUAAAUUUCUGACCGCAUUUGCAGGUAUGAGAUAAUGAAGAGCUGCUGGGAUGCUGACCCCGUGAAGAGGCCGACUUUUAAGCAAAUUGUACAAUUGAUUGAGCAGCAGAUUUCAGAUACCACAAACCAUGUAAGCACUGAGCCUUCCAAUCUGCCUUCUCGAUGGAGAUGGGUGCUGAGUGCCCUUGUUUAAUGUCGUUACGCGCCGUAAAUGGGUCUCCCUGCCCCCAAUUUCCUCUGCAUUAAAUGCCUUUCUCAGUUGCUUGAAAGAGUAGAAAUGAAAAGAAGUUGUCACCAAAUACCGUUCCUGUUUUUGUAUAUCUUGAUGCAGGAAUGGCACUUAGCAGAUUUUGGCUCAAAAUUAGAAGCCUUGUGUUGUCAUAUUGGCUACUUGCAGAAAUUCCAGAGUAGAGGGGAAGUACACAGCCAGACAACUGACCAAAAAAUCAGGGACAGCAAGUGGGAUAAAAUUGGAAGGGAACAGCCACAGUUUCUUAAUGAGAAUUGGGGUUUGUGGAGUGGUGACCCCAGAGCUGUUAGAUGGCAUGGAAGCACUUCCAAGGCACUUUUAAACUUUAUGUAAGUCACACUGGAGAUCCUUAUGGAUCAAAAGAGAUCAAAUAAUCUAGACUGAAGUGAGAAGCCUACGAAUGUUGCCAUCUAAUGAUGUUCACUGUGCUUUUUUUACUAAAUCCAAAGCUUACUGUUUUUUUAAAAAACGGAACAAAUUUGAAAGCUAUUUUUGGUUUGUAUCGGGGUGGGGAACCUCAGGUCUAUGGACAAAAUGCACCCCUGGUUCUGAUCCAGUUUUCGUGUGUGGCUGGAAGGUGUCCUUUAAUUACAAAAAUGCCUCUAGCUUAGAUUCAUAGAAUUGUACAGUUGAAAGGGGUCCCGAGGGUCAUGUAGUCCAACCCCCGGCAAUGCUUGUCUGGAUGGGGAGAUGUGCCAUGUAGAAACCCCUGACACUUUCACAGAUGGAGUGAAGCGAUAAUUGAAAUCCAGGCAAGAUGCUUGGAAGUUCCUGCAAAGGUGCAAAUAAAUAAAAUAAUAAAAUAAGUUAAGGGAUACAGUGGUACCUCGGGUUACAUAUGCUUCAGGUUACAGACUCUUCUAACCCAGAAAUAGUGCUUCAGGUGAAGAACUUUGCUUCAGGAUGAGAACAGAAAUCAUGCUCCGGCGGCGCAGCAGGAGGCCCCAUUAGCUAAAGUGGUGCUUCAGGUUAAGAACAGUUUCAGGUUAAGUACGGACCUCCAGAACAAAUUAAGUACUUAACCCGAGGUACCACUGUAUCUCUACAAUUGUAAAUGGGAGCAAAAUCCAAUAACAAACAAUUGGUCGUGACACAAGUUUUUGUAAUCGCGAUCCAUGGGGCAGGUAGUUUGUUGUCAUUGCAGUCGUUCAGUACUGAUUGCGUUCUUGUAUCUUUCUCCAGAUUUACUCAAACGUUACAAGUGGCGUUUGCACUCAAGGAAAUGCUCCAGAUCACUCGGUGAGAAUAAAUUCGGUUGGCAGCAGCGCUUCAUCGACUCAGCCCUUGCUCACACAUGAAGUUGCUUGAGAGGAGACUCGUCCAGCCUUGAUGAAGAAACCACUGUUGUUGUUUUCGAAAUGACUACUGGUUGUUCGCAGCGUAUUCACUACUAUGCUGAGGGUAGUAGGAACAUUGCAAUGAUAUUCUUGCUCUGUCCCCCCCCACCUCUCUUUUUGAAAAUCACAUCCUGUUAAAAACAAAAGUAGGUUACCCAUCACGGUUAACAAUGUUGUUACACUGUUUGCUAGAAUCUGUGUAUAGUUGCUAUGUUAAAUGCGUUUGUAGUGUAGAACCAGAUUUGGGAGUGGGAAAACAACCUGUUUAAAAUCUUUGGUAUGGAUUAGAGAUGCAUCCAGUGGCGUAGGAAGAGGGGGGCAGGGGGAGCGGAGCGCCCCGGGUGCCAUCUCUGAAGGGGUGACAAGAGGGCACCCUGCGGGGGUGCCAUCGCGCCUGCAGCCGCGGGCAAAAGAUCCUCCACGCAGCAGCGCCUCUUGGUCUCUCUUGCGCGCUACAAGCCUAGGUCACAUUUCUCUCCCCAUCCCACCUAUUGGGCUUUUCCUUCUUGCGCUGGGUAGGAGGUGGGGCUGGCGACGUUGCCGCCUCCCUCUUAAAGGCGCAGUGCCAAUUCUUGCUGUCAGGGCAGAAGCGAAGAGUAGAGCGCCUUGCCUCCCUCGCGGCUGCACCCUUCGCUGUCAGCGAGCAGCUCGUCCUCUUCCUGUCUCCCUCCCCGCCCCCCAGCUCUGGAUACUUGGGAGUCGUGGGGGGCGUCGGCAUGCCAUUGCCCGAGUCCUGGCUGGAGCCUGGAGGAGUAGGCAGGAGGCAGGGAGAGGACGAGAUUUGCUCGGCUUUGCUGGCAAAGAUGUGCAGCUCCCCCACACACACCCCUCUCUUUCUUUUUGCUCGGCAAAACUUUGGGGGUUCUUACUUUUCUUCCAUUUUCUUUUUUGCAAAAGCAUGUGGGGCGUCUGAAGGCUGGAAGCACUUGUAAGAAGGUUCAGGGGUUUGGUUUUUCCUUUUGCAAAACCGUCACUGUUUUCUCAAAGGGAAAACGCCGCAGGCAGGAGCAGGGGCAGUGGAAGAGGUGGAGGAGGAAAGAGUUUUUGUACAGAGAAUGGAGCGCCCUCGUGGAGAACCGGGUGGUUUGUGUGUGUGCAUGGAGAGUAUCCGAUCAGUGUCUGCAAAAACUCUUCAACUUUGCCCCCCCAAAAUAAAAUUAAAAAUUCUAGCGGGGAGUGGGUGGGAGAGAAGAGGGGGGGAAAGCACCACGAGGAAAGAAGGAAAGCAGGAAAGAAGCGAGAGGAGGGCAGAACAAGAAGUGUUUUCCAGGCUAUGGAAAAGCAAGCAAGAGGCAAGGGAGUUGGGAAAAGGAUCUUUUCUCUGGUAACGUUCAGUGCAACAUUGCGAGAGAGAUCCAACUUCUUUCCUGCCUUUUCUCUCUGAAUGGAGGUGCUUCUGCUGCUUCCCCCCUCCCCCCGGUCUGGCUUUCUUUAAAGGACACACACACACACACACUAACCUUUUUUUUAAAAAAGUUUUCGAAGGUUUCUCCUCCCAAACCUGCUUUCUUUUACUUUUACAUGCUUCUGUUCCCUCUUGAUCCCAAAAUGGCAACUUUCCCUAUUUUCUCUUUUGCAAACUCCUCCCCACAUCUGCUUCCCCCCACAAAAAAACCCCUAGCGAUUUUGGACUCUGUAAACUUAGGUUUCUUUAAAAAACCCACCACAGAAAUAAAACCUGAUUUCAAGUGCUUGUAAAAUGACAGCUUUUGGUGGGAAGGGAUGGAUUUGUUUGGAGGAAAGCCGGGGUAACGCGUGCUAUUGGGGGGAGAGGGUGAGUUCCUGUUUCUUUAGGAACAAAGAGAAAUCUGUCUAGGCAUCUGUCACUCAGUGAAAGAGACACGAGAAACUUUUUGCGAGAGCGUUUCUUGUUUUCCCAUUGCUUUCAGCCCUUGGGUGCUGGGGACCCCUCUUUUUGGGGGGAGGAAGUCUCUGCUUAUUUCAAGUCUUGCUUGAAUUCAAACGGAAGAAAAUGAAAUGUUUGUUCUGCUUUUUCUCCUCCCCCUUUUUUGCCCCCGUUUGGAUCCAUUUCCAAUUGUAUUCUCUUUGUGUAGAAAUGGUCUCAGCAGAGGAGGCACCUUGUUGCUGUUUUAACUUCCUUUUGCUUGCAUUUUGAGGUUGGGGGUGGGUGGGUGUUUUGUCAAAGUGGAUGGUACGUGGGGCAAACGUAGCCGACCAAAAAACCCCCAAAGCAAACCAAAAACAACCCGUGCUUUUAGCCUGAUUCUCCUCCGUCCUUCCUGAAUUGUUUGCAUUAAAAAAAAAAAAUCUUAUUUUGCUCUGGGCUGGAUUGUGUCAUUCCCAUGUGCAGCUGGUGGUGUGGGGAGUUCAGGGCCAGGAGAAAAUGGCAGCAAAAAAAGAGGCUCCUCCUCCUCCAUCCCUGAGGAGUUGCAGACUUGAAACAGGAAAGUGAGAGACUCCUUCACGUAGCCAGCAGCUCCUUCUGCACUGGCAUUGCUUGGAGGACUAGGAGAACGAGGAUCCAUUUGCUUUUGCAGAUUUUAAAAAAAUAGGUACAAAGUCUUGCCCCUUUCUUUCCCUCGGGGGGGGGGGGCGUAGAGGAGAGGCGAAUGCGCCCUUGCAUUUCAAUGCACUUGAAUUCUGCGUGUGCGCGCUUGAUGGGGUGGAUACAGACAUGUUGCUCUCCGAGUGCCUUCCUCCAAACAAACCAUGCGGCGCCGUCGGUGGGAUCCCUGCGCUGCCGCUGCAGGUGCAUGCAGAGAAUCCCGCCACCGUACAUACGGCACACGCAUGUGCUGUACGGACGGUGUGCACAUGCCCCACCAGGCGGUUUGCGCCGCCCCGGGUGCCGGUUCUGCUUCCUUCGCCACUGGAUGUAUCUAUCUGUAUAUAUUAUAUAUAAUGCCAGACGUCGAGAGCUCUGAUUCUAGAAAAUAGGUGUUUAUGUUUGGAAAUGAAUAAAUGCAGAUAUCUGAAUCGAUUUCCAUUACUUUCCCAACCUGAGAAAUGUUAGAAAUGCAAGCAAAAAGCAAACGUAUAACAUUCCAAAUCCUGGAGCAAAAUAGACCACUUGACCAGAAGGGAAUGGAAAGACCCUGAAUAUUGUAGCACCUCAGCUUGAGCAUCUGAGAUGUUGGGCCACCUCUUAGGACAAGGGUGGGGAACCUGUGGCCCUCCAGAUUUCCAGUUCCUAUGAUCAUAGCCAAUGGCAGAAAAGAGUCUAGCAACAUCUGAGUGGCAGUUCUCACCUGGUUUGUCCCCCUCUUGGUGCUUCUGCGUUCUAGGUAGAAGAUACCUUGGGGCAUGGGUGGGUGGGGCGCAGAGAGAAGAUUAUGUUCAUGCUUCAUUUUUGAAUGCAUAUGUUCACAUUCAUGUACAUGUACCUAUAUUUUGUAACCUGUGAGUGGCUGUCCCGUGGUUGGUUUUAAUUAUUUUUCAUAGCUUCAUCUACUUUGGAAGGUCUCUGCAUCCCAUUUCUUCCACGGCAUAUGCCAGGAAGAAGAAAAUUCUCUGCUGGGUGGCUAUUUCCAAGUUAUCAAAAUAAUUGUGUCCCCAUUGACUACUGCUUCUCAGUCUGGUGGAGAAAUGUGUCUUAUUUGCAUUUCACAACAUACAGUUUUAUGUUCUCUGUAAAGCUCUUGUAGUCUGAUCAGAGACUAGGCAAGGUGUUAAUGGUAUGAACUAGGUACCUUCUGAAGAAAGCUGCUCGUUUUUCACAGCUUUUAUUACCAUCAACAUGAUUAUUGUUUGUAAAAGUCCUUUUCUUUCCCUUAUUCUUCCCCAAGUAUCUCCUGGUUGCAUUUUUCUACACAACCGUGAAAGCUUUCUGUAGAGGCCCACAUAACCACGUCCUGGGGAAGGGCUUAUCCCUCUGUAACAUUAUGUACUGCAGGGAUGGCAACACUUGAUAAAUAACUUGCUUGAGGUUUGUGGAUUUUCAUGUUGGAGCCAAGCGAAGUAUAGCAGGUAGAUUUAGGAAUGGCAUAUCGAUAUUGCUACUGUUGUUCCAGAACGCAUCCUUAUUGUCCUAGACCAUAAAAAGAUGCUUAAACAUUCUAGACCCUUUGUUUUUUUCUAAAAGAUCCAGUUUUCCCCAAAGGAGCGAAAAUCUAGAAGAAGGCAUGUGGUUAAUAGACCAAUUUUGAAAUAGCUAUUUAUUUAUAGCGCAACAGCAUUUCAGCACCCUGUUAUUUCAGCACUCCGUUUGUUGAGUUUACAUUGUUUCGUUGGAAGUUGCUAUUUACCCAAAUGCAAGAUAAUUUAAAAAAUAAAAUACACUGCUGGAUUCCUCAAAUUACACUGAAUACCACUCACUUUUACUGUAUGAUCUGAUCUAUAACUACAUUUUCCUCCAUGUCACUUGGGGCUCUAUUGCUAGCCAGUCUUCACAGUAGACACUUGCACUGGAGUUAUUUACGCUGUUGCACCUUUCUGAAGUUUGGGGGAAGAAGGGCUCAGUCCAAAAUCCACAUAUGCAGGGGUUUCCCAUUCUCUUCUGUGAAGGGAAACUCUCCCAAAAUGCACCAGGUGUUCCCAUUGCACAUGCAGGUCAUCUUCCUGUUCUGAGAAUAGGGAAGCCUUGGCUUCUAUCCUGCACCUGACCCCAACUUCUAAGGAUAUUUCCAACACCUUUUUGGCUCCUAUAGCUGUCGGAAGGCAUAAUAAUUUUCCACACCGCGGUACUUCAUUGGCACUUAGAUGGAAGACUUUAUUCCUUUAAAUGUUGUGAAAAGUUAUAUUUUUAUAAUUUUUUUUGAAAAAUUAGUUUUGCAGCAGCUUGAUAUUUUCAGGUUUGUAGCAAUAAUGUCUCCUCAACUCCUUUAGGUUCUUGAAAAAUAUUUUUAUAUAAAUAUAUAUAUAUAUAUGCAAAGCAGCUGUAUGUAUAAAUAUGUG